UUUCUGAUUGCACCUAUUUUCCUGGGAGUGAAUGAAAAUUUUCUGCGGGGGUCCUCUUCGAGGUGGAUGAUUGUGAAGCGUGUGGGUGGGGACCAAGUUCGGUGGAAUAAAAAGUGUGGAAAGUGGCUCUUGAAGAGAUUUGAAGUUUUGCUGGGAGGAGAACGAGAAGAGCGCCGCGAUUGGGGCGGUUGUGGACGGAGGAAAAUUUCCGCAGCAUCCUUGUUUGACUUAGUGGGUUUACUUUCCGGGAUUGUUAUUGGAUUGGGGUGCCGAAAUCCGAGAAGAUAUUCGAUUUGAAAAGGAUAGAAAUGAAUUGAGGCGAGUCGAAUGAUGAAGACGGCGACUGCGACGACGACGACGACGACGCAAAAGACGGCCAUCGAGGAAGAUCCCAUUGCUGAAUUGCUGCCAUAAUUGAAAAUAAUCAAGACAGGAUUGUGGAGCUAAAGGUUUUUGUAAUAGUUGACAAACGUUGUAUGUAUCAAAACAAACGGGAAAGUGAAGGUAUCUUUACUGAAUUCACAAUAUUAUUUGUAUAACUAAAGAACAUUAUAAUAGAAACCAUGACAGGUUUGUGGUUAAAUACAUGAGUAGAAAACACCUGCAUUGCAAAGUUAUUUAGUUUUUAUAGUUUUUGUAUCAGGAACUUCAAGAAUGUUUUAAGGAAACAUUUAAAGAUUGGCUAACACUGCAAUUUUGUAUAAAUUGUUCACCGGAUUAGACUAAGCGAUAAGUUAUCAAAGAAGGUAAGAGCGUUCAAGCUUUAUUUCACUUUCAAAUUGGUAAAAGUAAUUAAGAAGGUAGUAUCAUAAGUAUUGGUAUGAGCAUUCUUGAAAAAGGAUACGUGUAAUGUUCGGCUAAUUCACUUCUUAUCUGUAUUUAAUCGAAAUACGUAUGAGUCCUUUGCUUUACUUUUAUUUGAAAUAUUGUUGAACAAUAGAUGGUAUAAACUGGUACCAACAUUUUAAAAGAGCGUAACUGUUUUUGCAUGCUUUUGAACAGAGACCCGGGCAAAGCCUGACAGCAAAUUGAAAACUUAUUUUGAUGUUGUGAUAUUGCAAAUUAUGAUAACUCAGUUUGUUGUCGUUUUGGUCGUUUUAACGGUUAAAACAUCAAAAAUGAGAGCAGUAAAAUGUUCCCCUAACAGCAAGUUGAAAACAAUUCCUGCUAUCAAUGAUAACAAAUUGAUAACUGUUUUGCUAUCAGUGCAAAAAAUGGUAAAAUGUAAAGUUUUUUCGGUUAUAAUGAAAACCUAAAUGCAAUAAUAUAGUGGCACUAAUAAUUAUCAUUCGAUUUAUUAUACAAGGCUGCCUAAGUUCUUAAAUUACCUAAAAACUAAAAAUAUAUAAUAAUUUGAAGUGUCGGCAAAACAAAAUCAAAAUGUGAUAUCAAUUUGCUGCUGAUUACAAAUCGUGUUUUCGAUAUGCUAUCAUUUUGUUGUUAGACUUUGCUCGGGAAGUUUUUCCAAUUGUGGAAGCGGGUUACGUGAGAGCAAUUAAUUACGUUCCAUAGUUUUAGAGCAGCACAUGUUUCAAAAAGCAGCUACGCCCUUUUGAAAUGUUGGUGCCCAGAAUACUCGAAAUGAUAAUGAGUGGAAUUUGAUUUUAUAACUCAUAUUUCUUAUUUCUACAAAUUUAUAACUACCUUACCUAAUAACGUUUCCAAAACUAUCUGGAUUUUUCCGAUUUCAUUCUGUUUCAAAUAAGCCGUGCAGGUAUGCAUAAUUUCAUAUUAGUACUGCUUUCAAUUAAACGAAAAUGGUUCAAAAACGACCACUAAUCUGCAUUGAAAGUGAAAGCAGAGUUGCGGCGCAAAGAUACACAAUUUACCUGGAAUUGGAGUUUAUACCAUCAUUCCAGUAUGCGAGCUAUUUAACUGCCGCUGCAACAAACUGUAUGGUUCAUUACGUGUAAAAAUCAACCGUGAUACUUUAUGUAAAUUUCCAUCGGAGAUUCUAUGAUGUAAAAAUUGAUCAUGAUGAGCUGCAAUUUAAAUAAGUUUCCACGCUUAACGAGCACAUUUUUACACUUAUCAAGCUAUUUUGCAUCAAUUUCUUUAGUAAAAUGGAGUUGAAUCUCAGGUGGUACCAGUACUGGUACCAGUAUUCAGUGUCUAGACGCCAUGAUAGUGUUCGGCGCAGUGGUAAAACAAAUUAUUGUAAACUACACCCUCACCAUCUACCCACAAAUAGCCAACACAAGCUCAAAUUCACCAAACCCGACAGUCCUACGCCAAGCAACCGGCGAUACAAACGUAGCGGUAUCCCUAUAACCUCCCUGAAGAAGACCCAAACCAAGGGUCGAAACGUCGGAUGAAAUAGUAUCACCCCGCUUAUAACUUAUCUGGACCGAAAAGCCAACCAAAGAGGGAAAUAUUUUUCUAGUACAUCUUCAAAUUUUCCUACACAGAGACUGAUUUGUUUUUACUCAAAUAGCAAUAAGUGUAUUGGAAUUUUACUUAUGUUACAACAAAAUUUGAGCAACCCAUUAGCAAUUAUUAUCUGCUUUUUCAAUUGUUAAUAAGUCGGACAGCAAUAGAAUCGUUGAUUUCCGAGUAAAACCAAUAGUAAACCUGUUGAAACUAUAUUGGACCGGGCAGGCCCGUGCACAGAAGUGGCGCCAAGGGAGGGGUUUUUGCCAAUUUUUGCAAAAGGCGGAGGGGCGCCUAGUGUAUGAAGCGUUGAUAUUGAGGGGGGUUUAACACCCAAAACCCCCCCCUUGUGCACGGGCUUGGGACCGGGUUACACUAGUGCAAAAAGAAGAAAAAAACAAUGAAAAAUUUGAACCACAUUUCAAAAUAUGACAGGAAAUUUGCAAGCAUUGUGCCAUACAUACAAUGAACUAUUGUGAUGUAAUGUAGUGUCUUAUACGACUCGAUAAUAUCCAAAAACGGAAUUUAUGUUACCUUAGUUUCGAACAAAACCUUUAACCCUUUGAAGCAUUUAACCCUUUUUAUAAAAUAGAAUACUGUCUUCGUCAAAGUUGUUGCAAAUUGAGUCCUCUAUUAGGAAAACAUGGGAAUAUUUGUAUUUGGGACUUCAUUGAUAACCUAGAACAUCCUGAACACCAUGAAAUUUGGAAAACAAAAUAAUUGACAUACCAGUUGUUCUAAAAGCUGAACUUGGAUGUGAGUUCCGUUUAUAUGUAAGCUAAAUCGUCAAGAAUAUCAAAAGGUGUUUUACAUUCUGGGAUGUUCUAGGUGUUCCAAACUUUCCUAUAGUGAAGACCUUCAAAUCUACAAUAAUAAAUUUAUGUAUUUUCGCCACAAAUAAUAGCAUUGCAUAACCUACUGGGAUCCGUGAAGCUCUUGACGUCUACAAUGUCAUUUAUAGACACUAUAGGGAUAUUCCAGUCCAGCUUAGAGCUUCAAGUCUACACUCGUAACAACAGCCAUAUCUGCUAUACGUUGCAUGUUUCUCCGUGGUUACUGUGCCAAUCUGAAGUAUACUUUUUUUUAAUAUAAACUUUUGGGACAUUCAGGUUCGUCCAAACUGUUCUAUAAUGAUGUUCUUCAAAUCUACAGGAAAAACUAUGUGUUUUCGCCAUAAAUAAUAGUAUUGCAUAAUCUGCUGGGAUCCGCGAAGCUCUUGAAAUCUCAAAUGUCAUUUAAAGACACUACAGGGAUAUUCCAGGUAAGCCAAACUACUUUGGAGUUCAGGACUUCAGGUCGUAACAGUAUCCAUAUCUGUUAUACAGUCGAACCUCUAUGAGUCGAUGUUCCGUGACUCGAUAUCGACUAAUGGAUCUAGGUUACUACGAUGGUCCCUUGAAAAAACUUUCCAAAGGAUUGUUGUUCCACUUCUCGAUAUUCCAUGAGUCGAUGGUCCCUUCAAUAUCGACUCAUGGAGGUUUGACUGUACUGAGUAAAGUUGCAUAUCUAUCAAUGGUUACUGGACCAAUCUGAAGUCUACUUUUUUAUUAUAAGCCUUUGGAACAUUCAGGUUCGUCCAAACUGUUCGAUAGUGAAGUACUUCAAAAAUAUACAAGAUAAACUAUGUGUUUCUCCAUAAAUAAUAGCAAAGCUUAAUCUGAUGAGAUCCGUGAAGCUCUUGAAAUCUCAACCAUCAUUUAGAGACACUAUUGAAAUGUUCCAGGCCAACCAAACUAUCUUUGGGUUAAGAACUUCAGGUCUACACUCUUAACAUCAGCUGUAUCUGACAUAUUGAAUCAGACGCGCCAACUUGGUGAAAUUAUUGGGGGGCAAAGCCUUGUUUUCUGAUUUUUGUAUGGGAAAAUCGAAAAAUCGUCAAAUAUUGGGAGGGCAAAACCAUGCUUGACCCCCCCCCCCCCUCUUGAUAGUAACAUUAAUUAUUCUCACAAUGAACUUUAAACUGUAAUCUGUAAUCCCCCUGGGAUAUCAUGAGUCAUAUCAAGAUAGUUUUGAGAUAUUCCAGUUCAACAACACUACUCUGGAGACCAUAGCUUCACGCAUACACUUGUGAUAAUAACUUUUGCCACUACGUAAAGUAGUGUUACAUAAUCCACUGUACAUACUAAAUCAGUUAGAGGAACAGUAAGCGUUGUUAUAUAUUUUUUGGGAUAUUAAGGGCUUCCUUACUGUUAUGAAGCUUAAUUGAUGAAAACAACCACUGUAACUGUCAGAAGACAUACUGGACAUGAUAGAUAAUAAAUCGUAGCUUUUAAUGAAAGAAGUUACCGUUACACCCGUAGACUUUAUGAGCAUGAGCAUGAGCAUGAGAUGACCGUACAAUUCGUAGUUGCUACUCCGUUACUGAUUAGAACAGUCAACAUUGCACAGGGAACCAAAUGGAUGGGGCCUGGGUGUAGCUUUCCAUCCUCAAUGUGCAAUUUCCGGACCAACAAUUGAAAAGGCCGCAUCGACAUUUUGUAAACAAACAUGUUUCUGUCGACUUGACAACAAACGUCGACUUGACGCGCAAACAUCAAGCUUUCUGUUAAUGGUGGUGAGAUGCGUGGGUGGAUCCCAGAAGGCCCUAAGUCGACAGAAACGUGUUUGUUUACGCAAUGUUGUUGCGGCCUUUUCAAUUGUUGGUCCGGAUUUUGAAGGUUCAAAACUUUAUAUUGUCAGUACCGGCGCCGGCCACGUCCUUACGGUCAUCGGGGAAGGGAAGGAACGUUGGUGUGACAUCCGUUGCUACUAGAGACCGUGUGUACCUCCGCAUCCCCACGGUUGUCACAGGAAGGAAGUUUGUUAGUGGGAAGGGAAGGGAUAGAAAAUUGCAUAGAUCUGGAUUCACAUUGGUAAGUGGUGUGAGCUAUGCAACCCUUUAUAUGAUUUAGUCUUCCGCCAGCCGGCUGUCGGAAGAAUACAAUAAUUUUAUUGUAUGUUUGUGUAUUAAAUUUAAUUAUAUACCGGGUAUGAAUAAUUUUUAAACCACGCUUAUGUCGGAUCAACUCGUAAUAACGCACGUUUUAAGCUUAUCGUUUCUCAGUCAGAAAAUAAACUGUAUGCAAUUCCGUUUAGUGUUACUGCCAAUGCUGAAAAACCGAAACCCGUGCCGUAGCUUUACGAGAAAACUGGUCAACUAAACAACUAGAAUCGUUGCUUUUGAGUUUCGCCUAUGUUCUUGUAAUACUUUUUUUCGCGUUCCCGUGUUAAUAAGAUUGCGGAUAAUAAAACCGUUGUACAUAUUUAUUAUCCACGAAUGUUCGCAACGCGUAAUAUAAGUUGAAGGUGUGAUGAUCGUAAAUGUUCGAAAAAGAAAUCGAAAUUAUGGAACUCGGCACGAAUAAAUCGACGCAGUAAACGUGGUCUACUUGUCACUGUAUCGUACGGUAAUCUUGACCUUUCUAAAGAAAGAGAUACUUUGCCGUUUUGAUCGCUGAUUGCCUGCUUGUAAAUCUGAAAUAGAAAAAAGUAUUAAAUUGUGAUACGUUCUCCACUGUUAUAUUUUUGUAAAUUGUUAUUUAUUUAUAGGUUAAAUUUACCUCCAUCCCUCUGAAACAAACGGUAUAUUAGCAGUGAAAAAUAAAUAGAAUAAAAAAUAAAUAAAUAGAGGAAUUCCACGGAGUCAUGUCAGUCGAUCCUGAGCGACCAUUUCAAAAAUAUCUGAAACUUUGCACAGUUUUUCAAUUUCAUCUAAAUCGCCAUUUUUCGAUAUCAAACCUUCAUAUUCACUCACGACUAACUUUUCAAAAGGGUGUAUGCGAAAAUAGUUCAAAAAUAUUCUAAAAGCUGUACAGCAAAAACGGAUUGUUCGAUUGUUAUGAAUUUUUCAGCAAAGUUAGAUAACUAAAUGAUGAUUCCUUAGAAAAUAUACACUGUAAAAAAUUUCUUUUUUUACUAUAAAAAAAUAUGAUCUUUGUCACAAAAACUCAAAUAUCUCAGAACCCUAUCUUUUUACCAACGUCAAUUUUUUAGGGAAAAUGGCCCAUUAUAUCAGCUAUCUACCAUAAAAUUUUGGUGAUGGUAAACUGAUAAACAAAAAAGUUAUGACAUUUCAAACAUUUCACAAUUUUUACAUUUAGUAACAAAAAAAAUUUUUUUUCUGUGUAAAUUAUUUCGAGAACUAUAUUUUGAUGCUGAUUUUAUUGUAAAGGCUACCGGAUGAAUUAAACAAGUAGUUUUCAUGAUAUUUUUGUUUGAUUAUUUAUAAUUACUAUAGUAUCUAUUUGAACCUUAGACGCGAUCCAGUGUUGUGAUCAAAAAUAUUGAGAUUGUCAUACUUUUUAUUGUACGUGACUGGUGAAAAAAUCCCUUGAUAGUGUUGAAAAGCUGUUGAUCAUAAGAAAAAUGGAAUUAAACUUAUUUUGAAGACGAAAGCUGCAUAAUAAAAGUUUUAUAUAUACGCGUAUACGUCUAGUUGAUCUGCAAAAAAAUACCUCUUAGAGAACAGACUUUAUGAUCGGAAAAAUGCGAGUAACUUCAACAACAACAAAUGCAUGAGAGGUACAUACCACAGACAAACAGACGAAACGCCUAGAACAAUUUUCGUGAAAAUCCAUCGCCCAGUUCACACUACCACCACCUGGUGGAAAUGUUUCACGAAACACUGCGUUGUGCAAUAUCGUCAUCAGAAGGCGCUAGUGUGAAACGUCAAACGCAAAGAAAAACGAUGGGCACUCUUCUGGUUAUGAAAGCCACAACCAAGAUUCAAAAUGAUCGUUAAAGGCGUGGUCAAUGAAAAUUUCGUCAGUGUUACGUUUGUUUGUCUGUAUACAUACCAUGAAAAUGCUCACGAAAAAGCAAAAAAAUACUACCGCUAUGGAUAUUAAAAAUUUUAUAGUAAAUUUUUUCUUCGUCCAAGCAAACAACACCAAACUAGUCAGUUAAAACUAAUAAGUGAUUUUGUUUAUUAUAAUCUAACGAACAACAUGAACAGUCGCUUUCUCAAAGGUCUUCAACUCAACGCUCUCUUGUAGACCGUUUGUGAAAAAAAAAUGUUCAAAAGAGUUACGAAAUCUCAUAGAUAAACUGAAAGAGACUGGUUAUGCCCAAAUUGAAUACAAAUUUACGCAUUUGCACGUCCUGCCGUCUAGACUUUGACAAACGAGCCAUCUGUAUAUCAUCGGUAAAGCAGGGCGCAGGAAGUUCGAAAACGACAACAACUGAGAAAUUGCCAGAAGUGCUAAGUGCAGAGAGUCAUGCCACCGUACCAUCAGCGACAUCUGUUUGAACAAUUUAAUCACCCCUUUUUUCAAAAAUGCUUUGAAAUAUACUUCAACAUUUAUACCCAUUUCAAUAUUUUUAACGUUGCAAAACACGCUUUCAACAUUCAUCUUGAAGAAGAGGGAAAACACUUGUCCUCAAAUGUAACAGCAAAUUAAUCAAUAAACGACUAAUGCGCGGAGGGCGUGAUAAAAUCGGAACAGUACUGUACAUAUAAUAUACAUAAUACAUAAUAAAAACAGAUUGUUUUACUCACGCAAGGCCAUUAACAAUAAAAUCAACAUCAAACUGCGCUUUCCGGCCGAAAUAAUUUACACUAAAAAAAAAUUAUUACUAAAUGUGAAAAUUGUGGAAUGUUUGAAUUGUCAUAACUUUUUUGUUUAUUAGUUUAUCAUCACCAAAUUUUUAUGGUAGAUUACUAAUACAAUGGACCGUUUUCCCUAAAAAAAUACAUUGGUAAAAAGAUAGGGUUUUGAGAUAUUUGAGUUUUUGUGACAAAAAUGAUAUUUUUUAAUGUUAAAAAAAGAUUUUUUUUUCACAGUGUACAUUUUCUUAGGAAUCACCAUUUAGUUAUCUAACUUUGCUGAACAAUAAAAUCUGCAUCUAACUGCGAUUUCUGAUCGAAAUAAUUUACACAGAAAAAAAUAUUUAUCAAAUGUGAAAAUUGUGAAAUGUUUGAAAUGUUAUAACUUUUUUGUUUAUUAGUUUACCAUCAUCAAAUUUUUAUGGUAGAUUGCUAAUACAAUGGACCGUCUUCCCUAAAAAAAUUACGUUGGUAAAAAGAUAGGGUUUUGAGAUAUUUGAGUUUUUGUGACAAAAAUGAUAUUUUUUAAUGUUAAAAAAGAUGUUUUUUCACAGUGUAUAUUUUCUUAGGAAUCACCAUUUAGUUAUCUAACUUUGCUGAAAAAUUUAUAGCAAUCGAACGAACCAUUUUGGCUGUACAGAUUUUUGAAUAUUUUUGAACCAUUUUCACAUACACCCUUUUGAAAAGUUAGUCGUGAUUCAAAAUAAAAAUUUGAUAUCGGAAAAUGACGAUUUAGAUGGAACUUAAAAACUGUGCAAAGUUUCAGUUCAAUAGAAAAUCAUGAAUUAAAAAAUUUCCUUAAUUUUGAUGCUGUUGCUUGGAAUCGCUCAAUAGUGUAAAAAAGUACACCAAAUCUUGAUCCUGGAAUGUUCCUGCAUUCAAAUAAACCAGGCUGGAAAAUAGCAAGAUCAAAACUUGAAAUGGUAGAUCUUACACCGUAACGCACCAUUCCAAGGUGAUCUACCCACGUUACGGGUUUACCGUUACACCCGUAGACUUUAAGAUCCAAACUCUAGAAUAGUUUUGAUGACCUAGGAUAUCCCGACUGAUCUGAUACUGUCUAUUAACCGUUCAGAAGACUUACUGGACAUGAAAGAUUUCAAAUUGUAGCUUUGUAUAAUGGAAGAAGUUACCGUUACACCCGAAGACUUUAGGAUCUGGCUGACGUAGGAUAUCCCAACUAAUCUGGUCUUGUCUAUUAAUUUUUCAGAGGACUUACUGGACAUGCUAGAUUACAAAUUGUAGCUUUGUAUAAUGGAAGAAGUUACUGUUACACCCGUAGACUCUAGGAUCUAAUUCAAUAACAGUUUGGACGACCCAGGAUAUCCCGACUGAUCUGAUACUAUUGAUUGAAAUUUCAGAAGUCUUACUGGAUCUGAUAGAUUACAAAUCGUAGCUUUGUAUAAAAAAAAGUUACCGUUACACCCGUAGACUUUGGGAUCUUAAUUCUAGAACAGUUUGGAUGACCUAGGAUAUCCCGACUGAUCUGAUGCUGUCUGUUGUACUUUCAGAAGACUUACUGGACAUGAUAGAUUACAAAUCGUAGUUUUGUAUAAUGAAAGAAGUUAUAGUUACACCCACAGACUUAAGUGUCUAAACUCAAGAAUAGUUUGGAUGACUUAGGAUAUCCAGAAAAGAAAUUCUUCAUAAUAUUUUACAGUUUUUAUGCUAUUGACCACCAAAACUUCAGAAAAACGUAGAAAAAACCCCAUUAUAACACUUGGAAUAGUUCCGGCUUCAAAGAUUUAAAUUAACGAGCCACACUUUUUACUGAACGCAACACCAAACACUGUUUAUGGAACAAAGUGUAGAAUUAGCUUCAAGUUAAAAUUCACAUAAUAGAGCAUCCGUUAAGUACGUCACCCUAAAAUUGGGAAUUUUUGUAUUAAAACGAAAAUUUCACCGUUUAAAUGAUUGCAAUAACUGCAUUUUAUGUUAUUCAGAUACUCCAGAAAAAAUCAGACAUACAGGGGAUGGCCAAAAUGUUUGGGAUAGGCAACUUUUUUUCUCUCACAAAAAAAUUCAACAUGCUGUAACUUUUUAUAGAGUACAUCAAAAAAUCUCAAAUUGUGACUGUUUGUCAACCUAUUAUAUGUGCAUCAUUGGUACAAAUUUGGGCUCGAUUGAUUAAUUUUUCGCGAAGUUAGAACCGAUCGGGUAAAACACUAUUAUUUAGACAACUAAUUUUUGAACUGUCAUAUCUCAGAAACCAGUGAACCGAAUUGAAUGAAUGUUUUAACGUUUAUCAACAAUAUAUUGAUACUUAAUACGACGUUAUAAAAUGUAAUAUUUUCUCACGGCGAAUUAAGUUAUACCGGAUCGAAAUUUUUACCCAUAUAUAGGAAAAUAGGUCAAAUUUACAAUACCACACAAAAAUUACUAAAUGCGUUCUUCCUUCAAACUAAAUAGGCUCUAAUAUAUCUGAUUAGAGAUAACUUGAGAACAGAAGCGGAAAAUCUUUGGAUAUCAACACUAAAAUUUAUUGACAUUGAUGUAAAAAAAAUACAUUUUUUCGAGAAAAAUCCAAAAUGUGUCAAUCCAUGAUAACUUUUUUCAACGUUUAAAAAGUUCCUAUGUUUUAAUAGUUUGUGAAGCAUUUGCAUAUUGUUAGUGUACGUUAAAAAUUUCAUUUAAUUCGGUUCACUGGUUUCCGAGAUAUGACACCUCAAAAAUGAGUUGUCUAAAAAAUAGUGUUUUACGCGAACAGUUCUAACUUUGCGAAAUAUUAUUCAAUCGAGCCCAAAUUUGUACCAAUGAUGCACACAUAAUAGGUUGAGAAACAGUAAAAAUUUGAGAUUUUUUGAUGUGCUCUAUGAAAAGUAAUAGCUUGUUGAACUUUUUUGUGAGAGAAAAAAAAGUUGCCUAUCCCAAACAUUUUGGCCAUCCCCUGUAUAUUGAGAUUGUGGCAUAACUCUGGCGUUAAUGUGUUAAAUCGACGGCUUCUUGGCUAAAACCACCCAAUGCAUUGUUGAUUAACAGGGCCAGAAAAUCAAAAAAAAAAAAAGACUAUGUAAUCAUAAUGAUGGUUGUUCAUGUUCACUUUCUUGUAGUUUUAUCGCACUGCAGUGCAAUCAAACAGUGGCUCUUUCAUUGAUAUCACGUAUAAAAUCAAAUUAUGCCAUCACAAGCAAUUUCGGGCUUUAGAAGGUUCUAUGGGAGCUGCACAGGGUCUCAAGGGCGUUCCAGGGGGUUUCAGGGGUGCUUCUAGGGAUCCUUGUGGGUUCCAGGGGAGUUCCAGCGAGACUCAGGGGCCUCUGGAAGAUUCCCUGCAGUAGAAGUUCAGAAUUUGAUCCGUUUGUUUAAUAAACGGCCUCCAAUAUUCAAGAAAUGCGUGUACCAUGUUUUCCACAACAUGCUUAAUGUAUUCUAUUGUCGCAUUGCACAGCCCACCGCGCCGUAAUCUGGGAGCCGGGAGGCCAGCGAUAGAAGUAGCAGCAGUAGCAGCGUGACGAAUAAACUGCACUCAAUUGAGAUAAUUGGUAAAUAUAAUUGAAAAGUGGCACUGCUCCGUGUUCGUUCGUUCGUGUUAGUUGGUUGGAUGGUGCCUGCUGGUUCUGUCCGCUCGAAACGGGAGCAAACGAGUAGUGGCGAAGGAAUAUGCGAGCAGGCAUCGAUAAGGCAGAAGAACAAGUGAGACGAUCCAUAAUCUGUGAGUGAGUGAGUGUUGUUUGCUAGAAAGUUGCAGUGAGCAGAAGACAUUGCAGUAGCAGCUGUAGUUAAUUGAAAAAUUUUUCCGGUAUCCUGAGUAACUGUGUAACUGCUGCUGCUGCUGCUGCUGCCGUUUGACGUCCGACCUGUGCUGUAAGCUUGCGUAGUGUUGCGAAAUCUCCGUGGAGCACAUAAAAAGGUUAAUAUAUAUCUACACUAUUUCCAAAAUAUCAAGAAGGUAAAUUUUAUGGAAGAUUAUUAGUUAUUUUGGCUGAAGGGAGGAACAGUAUAACCCUACUUGACUCAAGGCUCAGAGGCUCAGAAAUGCAAAAAUAAUAAUAGAUAAAAUCACAAGACAGUCAUUUGAUGUGACAAUUAUUUAAAAAAAAUUGAAAUCAAACUGUCAUAUUUGAAAAUAAAAUUCAAACAUAACAACUUUUUCAAGUUCGAAGAGCUUUUCUAAUGUAAGAAACUAAUUGAAAAUGUUGAAAAAAAUAGUAAAAGGAAGACAAAGCACAGAAAUAAAAAAGUGACAUUUAAUUAACAACACUAUGAUAUUUAAAAAAUUGAAUUUAGCUAUCCAGCUGAAUCCCAGAUUAGGCAACUCUCGCUCAUUCACUUAUUCAACCGCGUCUCUCUGUUUCCGACAACAAUAUUCCGGAAGCAAAAUUGUAGUUUCGCGGCUAGACACUGUUGAAUACGCCACUCAAAUCAAACUUCAAAAGAGAGCUCAAACAUUAAGCCGCCUUCUGCUCCAGUAGCCCAGCCAUGUGUUGAUCCUUUGCUGAAAAAAACUUAUGAAGAGUCUUUUUCGAUUCAAUUUUCCUCUCCCAUCCGGAAAAUGAUCCCCCACACAUGAAUGCCAGGGUUCUAGCUCUGUAUGUAGCUAGAGACUAGCUGCUUGAUUGCGUGAAAGUGCUUCACAGUGUACCACGGAAAAAAGGCUUUUCAAAGGUGGAAGCUCUUUUCUUCAGGCGACUCGACUUCCUCCGCACUGUGUGGUGCGCUAUUUGUCAAACACUACCCACCAUACUGCUACUGGCUGGGAGUAACGGAGCAACUUGAGACAGCUGAGUGAGAUCGACUUGAAAAUAGAGACACAGUCGAGUAGGUAUACGAGAUGAUGGCGUUUGUCAUCAUCUGUUUUCAGUGUGAGACACACUCAAGCGCGGCGGCGGCGAUGGCUGACAAACAAGUGAUAAACAAAGUCAAAGCUGAUGCUCCUGCCGCUGGCUGAUGACAAGCGAUGGUAGUAGAAGUAGCGAAAGGAUUUUCCUCCCACUGGCACUGCACUCUAACGUCACAAAGUGGCACUGAAGGCCUUGAGCAAGAGUAGCUCGUUACCGCUAAGAAGUUCCAUAAGCACUGCUCUUGAACUUUCAAAUGCCAUUUUCAGAAAUGAUUGGUUUUAUCAUGGUCACUAACAAUGCCAUCGAUGAAUCUAAUGUUAGGCUUUAAACUGGAUUUAUCUAAAUUACUAUGUAUUUCAACAUCUCUCACAAAAUGGUUUGCUUAGUCGAAAGAUAAUCUUGUAAUAGUUUCAUUAAAACUUCUAGAAAGCUUUUGGUUUUAUUGCAGACUCAAUACGUGCGUUAUUGCGUUGUAAACUGUCAAAAAAGCAUAAUAAAAUCUGAAACAUCGAACUGCACCUGCAUUCUUUGCCUCUGCAUUUGCACUCGCCACUUUUUUUCCCAUAUUUGUUUAAUUAAAAACCAUCGCACACACUUCCAUUAUUGGUCUCUCAUCUCCGCUGGUGACCCUCCGCAGAUUUAAUCUCUGAUCUCACAUACGAUAUAACGACAGGUUACUGCAAUUGCACAUCAACCAAAUUCCAUUCCCUUCCCCCACCCAUAAACUUUCGAUGCGAUCGCAUGAUUUAUUACUCACAUUUGGUGUGCCCCAAUGCAAUGAUGGCGAAAGCUGCACUGCUGUUUGCACACUGAACCCGCCUGCGGAGUGUCACAUGUGUUUUUGCCUUUCUCGUACACCAAGGUGUACCGAAAGGCUAUAUGUUCACUCCAAAAACGAAAAUUUGAUAGAGCCUCCGGAGGGGUCAAGUCUUAUAUACCAAUCGACUCAGCUCGACGAAUUGAGGUGAUGUCUGUGUGUGUGUAUGUGUGUGUGUGUGUAUGUGUGUGUGUGUGUAUGUGUGUGUACAAAAAAACUCACAUCACUUUUUGGCAGUAAACCUCAACCGAUUUUAUUGACCGACGGUUCAUUCGACGCGGAAUCUGGUCCCAUUGUUUCCUAUUGAAAAUGGUUCAGAUCGGACAAGCCGUUCCGGAGUUAUGGCCAUUUAGGUGUUCCGGACCGGUACCCCAGGAAGGGGCCAGAUAUGAAAACGCUACAAACCCAUCCAUGCGGCACAUCAAACAACGGCAUUUUCGAUAACUUGAUGAAUGGUAAGCAGAAAAAUAGUCUCAGACCAUAUCUGAACCGGUAGUGUCUCGGAACCGGUUCCGGGUGUCCCGCCGGAAGUGACCAAACAUAAAAGUGAACUAAACCCAUGCAUGCGACAUAUCAAACCGCGGCUUUUUGGAUAACGUGGUGAACAGCAAGCAGGAAAACAUUCUCAGACCAUAUCGAAACCGGUAGUGUUCCGGAACCGGUUGCAAAUGUCCCGCCGGAAGUGGCCAAGUAUUAAAGUUAACCAAACCCAUGCAUGCGACAUAUCAAAUAGUGGCUUUUUUGAUAUCCUGAUGAACAGUAAGCAGGAUAAUAUUCUCAGACCAUAUGUGAACCGGUUGUGUCCCGGAACCGGUUCCAGGUGUUCCGUCGGAAGUGGCCAAAUAUAAAAUUGAAAUAAAACCAUACAUGUGACAUAUCAAACCACAGCUUUUUCGAUAACCUGAUGAACAGUAAGCAGGAAAGCAUUCUCAGACCAUAUCGGAACCGGUCCCAGAUGUUCCGCCGGAGGUGACAAAGUAUAAAAGUUUAUUAAACCCAUGCAAGGCACAUAUCAAAUCGUGGCUUUUUUGAUAUCCUGAUGAACAGUAAGCAGGAAAAUAUUUUCAGAACAUAUCUGAAUCGGUUGUGAUCCAGAACCGGUUCCGGGUGUCCCGCCGGAAAUGGCCAAAUAUAAAAGGGAACCAAACCCAUGCAAGCGACACAUCAAAUCGCGGAUUUUAAGGCAUCUUGAUUUGACAAAAAAAAAAGUUUCCGGCCAUAUUGGGGACAACCGGUAGUGUUCCGCAACCGAUUACGGUUGCCCCAUCGGAAGUGGUUCAAUGUAAAGGAGAACCAAACCCAUAAAUUCGACACAUUUAAUGACUUUUUAGGUAAGCUGAUGAACGGUUAACAAAAAAAUCAUAGGCCAUACUUUGGAAAACCAAUAGUGUGCCGAAACCGGUUCCAGGUGCCCCGACGGAAGUGGUCAAAUGUAGAAAAAAAAAACCAAACGCAUACUAGCAGCACACCAAAUAACGGCUUCUUCGAUAACGCGAAGAACGGUCAGCAAGAAAAUAGUCUCAGGUCAGUAGUGUUCCGGAACCAGAUUCGAGUGCCUCGCCGGAACUGGCGAAAUGCACGAAUGCACCAAACCCAUACAUGCAUUACAUCAAUUUGCGACUUUUUAGGAGAACUGAUUGAUAAUUUGCAUGAAACUAGGCUAAGACCACAUCAGGGACAAUCGGUAAGUGGUAAAAUGUGAACCGAAAGUUGUAAAUAUCAAAUUGAAUCAAAUCCAUGCGUGUCGUACCAUAAAACCACGCUAAUUCGACAAUGAUUGCUGUCAAAUAACCUGUGUAAACUUUCAAUUCGAUAAACUAACUCUAUUUUAGUUUUGUUUAGAUUGUAUGAUUUGUUUUUGAACACAAAUCUUACAGAUAUUGUGGUGGUACGAAUUGAUAGCAUGUACAUUUUACGAUUGUUGGCUUCCGAGGUUCACUGCGGUUGAUCACCAAACGGAUCAGGUGUCGGAAUGCACCAAAUUAGAACUUUCGGAAGUAGCAGCUGCACGAGGAGCCGCUGCGGGUGUAAAUAACAUCACAAUAUCGUAUCAUUCGUAUUUACAGUGUAUUACACUGUGACAUUUGAUCAUUUUUUUAAUUCAACAAAAUUCGAAUGAGCGGGGUACAAGUUAAAAAGUGUCUUAUUAAAGAGUGAUGAAUACGCGGGGUUUGACAGUACAUCAAAAAGCAGCUUUUUUGAUAACUUCUUCUUCUUCUUUAUAGCUCGACGUUCGCAUUGGAACUUGGCCUGCCUCUCUUCUACUUAGUGUUCUUUGGAGCACUUCCACAGUUAAUAAUUGAAGGGUUUUCUUUGCCCGCCAUUGCAUGAAUUUGUAUAUUGUGAGGCAAGUUCAAUGAUACACUAUGCUCAGGAAGUCGAGAAAAUGUUCCCGACCGGAACGGGAAUCAAACCCGCCGUUUCCGGAUUGGCGAUUCAUAGCCUUAACCACUAGGCCAGCUGGAGACCCUUUUUUGAUAACACGAUGAUCGAUUCGUAAGAACAUAGCCUCAGACCAUAUUUUAGACAACCGGUAGUGUCCCGAAACUAGUUCUGGGUGUCCCACUGGAAGUGGUCAAAUGUAAAAGUGAUUUGUACCCAUGCAUAAGAUAAAUCAAAUCGUGGUUUUUUUUAGGUAACCCGAUGUACGUUAGCAAUGAUAUUGCCUCAGACUAUAUUUGGGAGACCCGGUGGUGCUCCGGAACCUGUUCCGGAAAGUAACCAAAUGUACCAUGCGACACAUCACAUCAUGGUUUUUAAUAACCUGAGGAACGGUUAACUAGAAAAUAGGCUCAUACCACAUUAGAGACUACUGGUAGAGUUGCACAACCAGCGUUUGAUGCUUCGCCGGAACUACGAAAGUAAAUAAAAUCAAUGCAAGCGAUAAAUAUGUGUAAGAGAACAAAAUAUUGACAUAUUAAACCCACAUGCAAACAGACGCCUCACUAUACUCACUACGUUCUUGUUUUUAACGGUCAAUAAAAUAUACCCGAGCAGAAGAAAAUAACAACUGAAUAACAUAUCAAGGUAUUUAAUAUUUAAUACUAUCAUACCUUGAUAUGCCCUUCAUUAGGUAGUAAUAAGAGGCAAAAUAACAAAAACGAAUACCAUAAUUUUGUAUGAAUAACACCUGAACAAUAACAAGUCUUGUUAUUGCAAUACUGAGUGCAUACCUCAAGUUUCAAACACACUGUCAAGUGCUAUAUUUGUUAUCCACAAGGUAUUGAAUAGCAAAAGAAUAACAAUGCUUAGUAUUCAAUUGUACAUUAUUUCGAUACCUCUAUUUGUUAUCAAGCAGGGAUUCCAUAACACAUAAAUAACAACUCUUAUUAUUGCGAUUUUUUUUCGACUUAGACUUUGAUGCGAUAAAUUUCGUCGUACUCAUAUUUCGCUUUCGAUUUCGCUGUCAAUCUCAGUAGCAGGGUUUCUGCAACUCGCCCGAUAGUGUGACAGUUUUCGCCGGCCGUCUCAAUGUUUACCAUUAAGGUCUUUUGUUCUCGGUCCACCAGCUGGUCAUGUUUACACAACAAAACCAGCUGGUUCACCGAUGUUUACGUUCAUCCUUAUUGUUCUCGGCUACCAGCUGUUUAUGUUUUCAUCACAAAAUCAGCUGGUUUCGCCUGAAUCGGGGAAAGAAGUCGAAAAUGUGUCAUAAAUGUUAAGUUAAUACCAUAUUAGGGCGAGUUCAAUUUCGUCGCCAAAGUCUGAUUAUUCGUAAAAAAUACAAUAUCAAAUUGUACAUUUUUUCGAUACUUCAUUUUGUUAUCGAAUAGGUAUUGGUAAUUUUCAGUAUAAAGCGCUCUGCGACGAAAAAAUUUUUCGGCUGCGCCGCUAUUUUUAAACUACGAAUACAAUUGUCCAUUACUGUUUAAAAAAUGUAAGUGUCAAAUUAAAAAAGGUAUCAUUGACCGUUGAAAACGCUUCCCAGAAACAAUUUCUGGCUACGCCACUCUUCCAAACAAAAAAGUUUUAAUAAAAUUAAGAAGUAACCUUAUUUCUACAAAUAAUACUGUCUCCAGAAGCGUAUUUGUAAACUAGAAAAUGGCUAACAUCAGUUAAGUAAGACAUAUAUUACAAUAUCGCCCAAGCCUUCGCGACCUAUCAAAAACCAGUGGGCCGCUACCCAUAGUUUGAGAAACGUUGCUUUAGCAGAUUAUGUCGUCUUGUUCCCACAUACAUAACUGAGACAGAACCUGCUUCUCAGCUUAAUUCGGAAAGAGUUCCGUCGUGUACUGAGUACACGCUCCAUAAAAAAUGCACGUGUGUGGUAUAUAACGUGAGCGUGGUGUCGCUGAAGGUGGUCGAAGACGCGACUACUCGAGAAUUAAAUCACAGAUAAAUAGACGUAACAGCCAUUACAAUUUUCUUUAAAAACCUAUCGCCCAGUUUACUCUAUGGUGCACAUGUUUCACAAAGACGCUAGUAUGAAACGUCAGAGAAAAACGAUGCGCGCGCCUCUGGUUGUGAAAGUCACAACUUGUAAGAUUAAAAAUAUCGUCGUGGUCGUUGGAAUUUUUGCCAGUGUAACGAUUGUGAUUCAGUAUUGUUUUAAAACAUCCAUGUUUAUUAAAGCUGCCUCUGCCUUACCAUUUUGCAAACGUACAUCGUGUGGAUGGCACGAAAUCCUCAAGGAAGUUAUUACCUAUUUCCAUUAUUUGAACGACUUGCAAAAUAAGCCUGAAAAUCACAGAUCCAAUUGUCUACUCACCAGAAACUCGCCCAUACCUCGUUUUUUUUUAUUGUGCUGUAGAAAUUGCGACAAUGAUUUUACAUUUCAUCGUGUUUCCAUCGUCAUCGCUAGACCAAAUCAAACGCGUAUUAUCUGAGUGCCGGUGAAUCAUUUCCAGUGUCGUUUCGUCACCUAAAAAUAAGAAAAAACAUCCCAAAUCCCAAAAUUAAUUCCCCCUUACCCUUUCAAAAGUGAUUCGCCAUCUAGCCGCAAUGUGCUCAAACCCUAACCAGCUUUCGCUGAUGAAAGGCCCCCCUCUUUUGUGGACGGUGGCGCCUUGUUCAGCUGGCUACGGGAUUUUGCAUCGUUAGCCGUUACCGUCCACGAGGGGUAGCUAAUGAGCACUCCAGCUUACGCUGGUAUCUGUCCGGCUGUUUUGCAGAUGGCGAACAAAGCACUCCGCAAUCCACGUGUUUCGUGUUGUACGCCCAGUCUCAUCUGGACAUUGGGCCCUUGCAGAGACGACUUUUAUUACGUCCGGGCCACUCCGAUUCACAGCUGUGCAAAGAAAAACUUAAGGAGUUUCAAUUAUUAUAUGUAUUUAUGUAAAGGAGAUGUGGUAGCUAGAUAUACUACUUGUUAGACAAACUGAAUAGACGGAGUACCCAUAUUAUUACCCAAAUACGAGGUAAAAGACGCUAAACAGCAUCUUCAGCCAGAGGCUGUACAGACUGAACAUAACUUACACUAGACAACGGAUAACACAUACGACACCCAGAGGCCCAAUGAAGAAUUUUCCGUUCGAAAAGUUGUCUCCGACUGGAGUGGGAAUCGAACCCACACUCCGUGGCCUAAAAUACGCUUAAACGGCUGACGCCGCUAAUCGCAUGGCCACGAAGUCCAGGUUCCAUUAGACAUGGCUAAGAUUUGGCCAAACAAGCCCAACACAUGACCAACACAACGUGAAUUAUAGCAACCUUGGAUGAAUGUCGAACUUCAAUGGCAACUAAGUAUUUGUCAAACAGUCUAAGGCAUCUUAACAUGCGGAAAUCCAGUAAUGAGGUGGUGCAGCCGAUGUUAAAAUAAGUAUUGCAGAUUUCACCCCAAAUUGGACUAUCACACUUUUACUGGACGCAAAAGUAUGAUAAAAGUGCACAUUUACCUCGGAUCAUCUUGACGUCUUCGGUACACUUAUUCCUUCAUUUACGAGGGCACCGAAGACCCCAACUCGAUCCAACGUGGUCCUGCGCCGCACUUUGAACGUGCGUGCACACUAUUGUUUCAGUCCAAUUUGGGGUGCAGUCAGCAAUAGUUUCCAGUCUGCAAUAUAGACCCUAUAGAUUCCAUAGACUCGCAGAGGCGAAGACAAUUGUAGCCAAACGAACUGUCAGUUCGUGUAGCCAAACGAGCAUGACGUCACGAUUUCAAUAGCGAUAAUGGAUUACUUGACGUCAUAUUUGCUCGGUACACUCUAAAUUCACGGUAAAACACACUAAAAUCGUAUUGCCCAACCAUGUCUCAGCGAGUCUACGGAAUCUAUAGUGUCUAUAGUCUGCAAGCGUACUAUCCUGGCCCUGCACAGUCUAUUAUCCUAGUUUUGUUAGCUGGAAAUGGAAACCCCGGAAACUACUCCCACAUCCCCAGAAAGCACCCAAAAGCCUAUGAAACGCAUUUAAAGAUCUCUAAAUCCUCUUAGAAGCUCCUUUAAAAGACUCGCUCCUGAAACGCUUGCGAAACCCCUUGAAUCCCUAAGAAACACCAAUGAAACUCCCUUGAAGGGCUUGAGAGAGCCGUUAACGAUUAGCGAGAAUCAGUUAAUAUUACCAUUAGCUAGCUUGAAAAUGCGUAAAAUUUAGGUUCUUGUACAAAUGUUUCAAACCAUUUUAGAAAAUGAAAAGAAAUUUAAUUAAAUGGGAACUAUACAAAAUGUAUGCCUUUUUAGAUGUUAAGUAAAUGUACGAAAUAAUAAUUAACGAAUUAUUAGACAGGCUUGGUGGUCUAGUGGCUACCGCUUCUGAUUUAUAUGCAGAAGGUCCUGGGUUCAAUCCCUGGCCCGUCCCUUUCCUCCUACUUUGUAUCUUUCUAUAUACUUUCUCUCUGCUCUCUACAUAUACAACUCAUGUAUAUAAACAUGUUCAUAGCCGUCGCUAGAACAGAAACGGGUUGAAAAAGCCGUUUCCCUUCCUUCCAAACUUUCACAGCACAGUGUCACAAUACUAUUUGAAAACGCCUAUAAGUUAUGCAAUCAAGCGAACUGUGCCGCACACGUUCAAAAUAAUAAAAAAAAAACACACACAAUUCUAUCACCUUCCCCUGGUAUCCACACACCAAUGUGUGAACCUUCUGCCAACCAAUUCCCACCAACACUCCAACAUCCGCAUGAAUUUGUGCUGGCGCAGAGGUAUAUUCGGCCAGAUGUGGAUACAAACGAUUGCAAUCAUCACUUCCUUACCCCUUCCCCACAUUGACCUGCAACCUGAAUGGCGCCUCAUUGUCGCCUAAAAAUAGAAGAUCACCAACGCUCACACACUGAAGAUGCCUGCUAGUCCCCGACAGUUAUCUCAUUGGUCCUUGUGUGAGUGUAGCUGGUCUGGCGAUACUGGAGUAGCAUCCACGGGCGGUCAAUCAAGCUCAAGCAAGCUCAAGAAAUAAUAAUUAAUGAAUUAUUAGAUUGUCAGCGCUGUUAAGUGCCGCAAUAUUUCGACACGCGAAAGUCGUUUUUCCUUCAAACCCUGAUGUCAAACCUAACGUGGAACGUAGUGCGCUAGAAAGCGGAUCUGAACCGGUACCAAUCGCACUAUGCAUUACGUUAGUUCCGACGUAAGGAUCAGAAGAAAAAAAUAAUUUUCAUGCAUCGAAAAUUCCAACUUCCAAUUACGCAAACAAUACCGUCGUUCGGAGUAACAAUGGUCCAUCGAUCCCACGGAUUCAAUAUACACGGUAAAAAAUCUGCACUGUGAUAUAAACUGAUUGGCACUUGAAUUCGCACUACUGUUCAAUCAGUUUGUUAUCAAUUACAUAUCAUUUGACAAAGAACAUCCAAUGCCUCUUCAAUUUUAAUGUAACUUCACAUCAAUUCGUUGUUGACAAUGUUUUGAUUUCAAAACUAAAAUUAAAAAAAAAAUGUGUACAGCCGCACCCAGAUUCGAUACCAGGACCUUUAGAGUCACGACCAACUAUUUUACCACUACACUGCUUAACAUCUGUUAGAGAGGUGCGAAUCGAAGCGAAGUACUUUCUGGACAAACUUCUUGAAAUCCCGCUUCAACAGUGCAUCAGAACUUCAGACGCACACAUUUCAAGAAGCAAGCUUCGAACAACAGUGCAUUGCAUUAUUCUGUUCUUGCUCACUUGUAAUUAGCUUAAAAUAAGAAGAUCAGGUGCGUUAGUUAAGUUUACUAAGAGAUUUGUGCGCUCAAAAUCGUGAGUAGGUGACAAAGUCGGCCAUUGUGGCGGCCAUUUUGGGAUUAUAACAAGUCUGCCCUUCUACCGCCUGUCAUAUAUAUUUACUUUCAUGCCCAAAACAGUCAUUACCAAAUCAACAACUUUUCACUUUGGAUCGUAUUGCUUUUCACAGUAGUGCAAAUCGAAGGGAUUUUCUGUUGAUUUCUCUGGUGGGUUUGUUUUGGUCCUCAAAUCAACACUGACAGCAUUGCGAUCUCAAAGGAAAAGCACUUCUGAUCAUGUUGAUUACGACAUUGAAUAGUUGAGGGAUUUUUCCCUUACAUCUAGCGUGCAGAAUUUUUACCGUGUAAGUCAGAGAAUCCGACGGUGGAUGCAAAGUAUCUUAGAAUUAUGUCGCAGUGGAAAUGUACCCAACAGGAAAAAAAAAUGUAUUCUAGUAGUAUUGCACACAAUAUGCAUUUCCGACGUAUUCUAGAACGUGCGAUAUAGUGGCCCAACGUCAUCCCGCUUUGGCCCAAUGUCACCCUGCACGACGGUACCCUUGGAUUAAGACCGACCGCAACAGCACCCACUACGAAACCCGCCACCCCACCCCAAACUUACGUUUUUGCACGAUCUUGCCCUUGCCCCCGGGUACAUGAAUCACCAGCUCUUGAUUGAGUCUCGACCGCAACUGAAGCGGCCGCCGCAGUUCCUCCUUUAGCACUUCGAGAUUCCAGCCGACCCACAGGGACACCUCCGGCCGGGUGAUUUCUGUACUAAUUACUGGCUGGUUUCUGUGGAAAUUUUAACACUAAACAACACAACUCAAGCAUAAUUUUUCAAAUCGACGUAUCUAACUUUUUCACUGAUCUGAGUAAAUUCAUGGUCAAUGUUGACGAACAUUUCACUAAAAUAGUUUUUUAUAAAAAGACUUUUCAUAAGUUUUUUCGUGCUUAACAUCACCAGGGAUAUUGCACGCACUAGGUAAGAAACAAAACCUACUCAUUCCAUAUAAUUUUCACAAUUUUUUUUUUUUUUUUUUUUUUUUUUUAUUUGUGAAUUUUAACUUAUUGCUAAUUCUUCACACAAUUUUCACAAUGAAUUUUGACAAAAAUACACAUACACCGGGUUAGUUAGAGAUACGUCAUACCAGAUACGUCGCUUUUGUAUGGUGCCAGUUUGGUGUAUCUGUUACUUUUGAUUUUGGCUAGAUACGUCGUUUGGUUUUCUCAUAUAUCAAAACGGUGUAUCUAUCAGUGAAGUUGUAAACAUCAAAAUAUUUAGAUACGUCGUUUCGAAAAAUAUGCUUAGUUAAACAAAUUAAGCAAUAAAUCAUCAAACAGUGAUGUGGGUUCUUCAAUUUGCUUUAUGAAUCAUGCAUGCAGCAGUUAACCCGGAUUUGUUUACAUUCUCGAGUUACGUCGGAUUGAAAAAUUAUGCUUAAACUCACAAUAAUUUUAUGUUUAAAACGGCAACAACUAUUUAUCAUUGAUAAAUAAAUAAGCGCACACUUCUGACUUGACUUCGAACUGGAUGACACUUCUCGCGCAACAUUUGAAAAAGUCAUAUCUUCUGAAUGUAAACAUUGAUAACAUUAAUAACAUCAUUGAUGUAGGUAUUUUCCAUCGCAUUGUUAACGGGUUCAUUCGCAUAUUACGUAACGCUAAGAGGGAAGGGAGAAGCGUACCGCUGCGUUACGCUCCAUACAAAUAUUCAAAAAAUUGCAUACAAAAUAAUUUGUUACGUGAGGGAGAGAAGGGGUCUAAGAUUUGGAAAUAUUGCGUUGCGUAAUAUGCGUAUGAACCCAAAUGGCUCAAAGGCACAGCGGCCGAUUGCACGCAGCAACCAUGUCUCUUUGACCCUCAAGUGCAUCGCAUUCAAGAUCAGAGUUCAUUGUCAGCAUGAUGGACAGCACAAGUUUGACACUUGAUUGCUUUGUAAUUACUUGCCAAUGUUUUUAUGGUUGUACUGUGAAAUACGAAUCCAAAAUGUGAAGGAAAAUGCUAACAUCCAAAAUUCUCAAUGAUUACAUUUUGAGCAUAGGCCAUUUUCAAAUGGAACGCGUGAAGUAUGAAUGCUAUUCAGUGUGGGUGGUCAGUGGUAAAAGUUUGUUGUGUUUAUGUGUUGAAAUUCCCACAAAAAUGUCGCAGCCGUAAGGAAAAAAUGCCAGAGCUGGCCAGAGGACUUGCUUCCCUGUGGGGCGAUGAAAUCCGGCCCUAAUAAUCUCCAGGUUUGUGCUGGAAGAAAAGCCGCCUGCCGUUGCAGCUGCCGUAGAGCACAAUCAAGAUCCGGUGUGUGUCGUCGACCAGAAUUGUGUCGGAACGGUCGGAAUCUGUUGUGAUCUAUAUUUAUGAUGAUGGCCGAUCGGUAAGUUUGAAUGGGGUGGAGGGCUAAGAGCUUUCUAAAGUUGAGCCACUAAAUAGUCAUAUAUCAUCGUGCGGAGUGACAAUGGGCCACUGUUUCGCACAUUUAGAAUACGACGAAAAUGCAUAUUAUGUGCUAGACUACUAGAAUACAUAAUUCCGGAGAAAUUCGCGAAAAGGUCGUAACUGACAAAAUAUACACAAUUUAAGUGAUUAUAAGAGUAAAAAGAGGCUAGAUUUUCCUACUAAAUACUCACAAACUUUCCUUGAUGUCACUUGUAAUCUUCCUCAGUGUUAGUUAUCAACUAGUUUUAGUCGAAAUACGCGCAUCUGUCAAAGGAUAAGCAUAACAGAGCGGAGUUGAAAGGUACAAAACUGGUUACACUCAUUCGAAGAGGGUAUUCUGCUAAGAGAGUUCGAAAAGUCGGUAUAAGGUUCAAUCUUAUCUUACAGCAUUAAACCCAAUGGAAGCAGUGGCUCAAAGGCUCUACAGAUAAGGGAUAAAAAAAAAACCAAUUCUCAACUACUAUCAAAUUAUCAUUAUCUUUCUUAUCACGGUUCUACUAACCUUUCCAUUCCCGACUGAGUUUUCACCGCUAGACUCAGAACUGCAGCGGAAGCGUUUCCAACCACUUGAACAUGGCAGCUGUUUUCAGUCAUGCUUUCGGAAGAGUUCCGGAACAUGGUCUUCGUUCUUCUAGAAAUCCUACGUUUUUUGGCAUCCUGUCUCUUCACAACACAUGCUGUACUAUUUGCAGUGAAUCUUGCUGAGCACACGGUCAUGCCCAGGGACCAUGGAAGUUUCGCCAUAGUAAAUUUUGCUGUAGUUCCAUCUGCAACAAAAGGCGCCCAGACUUAAACGACAGCCAACCGUCUGGAGGACGGAUGGAUCAGCUCCCUACGGCUGUAGAUAUUGAAUCUAAACGCCUCCUCACAUAUCCACUAUCCAGUUUGUGCUUCAUUAUUGCUACCGGCAGUUUUCGUCCCCGAAUUACGCUGCAACACAAAUAGUAAACCCCCCAAUUUCCCAUCACUUUCACACACAUCCCCUUUCUUAACACGCACUAUCAGGAUAGAAACGAAUCACUUCCAGAUCCUUUGUAGGUAGGAUCUUUCCACUUCACAAUAACCAUUGCACUGCACCCACAUCUUCCGAUUCUGAUGUUGCUUCUGCCGGUAGCGUUUUUCGAGGCGGGUUUCCCCGUCGGAAAUGUUUUACUCCACUGCUUCGGCCUUUGGAGCGGGGAAUUGAGCACCAGAGGGACCGGAACGUUUUGAUUCGGCGACAGCCGCGGUGGAUGUUUACCGGCAAUGUAGUUUUAGAUCCGUUGCGACUCAAUCUCCGGGAACUACGGCGCGGCGGAGGAACGAAAACAAAUUAAAUAACUCGCGAAUCGCAAACGACGACCGACGAAAACAAACUCUCUAAAAUAAAAGCUCUCAUUUUUGAGUAGCGCCCAUGCCGCACAGGGACUGUGUUGCACUCAGCGAAAAAAACUAGCGAAAUUCAUCGGAAUACCUUAUGAAAAUUUGCUAUAACUAAUUGGCUUCUUUAGCGAUGUUGAGAUAAUCCCAUAUUCUGAAUCUGCAUGCGAAACUGAGCCGAAAUCCAAUUUUUCAUGAAUUUUGGUGUCCGGGAACCAAUUUAAAAAUCAAUUUGAAGUUUGUAUGGGAGCGAUUUGUCGAAUCACCCCUCGUCGCAUUUUGUACUGGGUGGAGCUGUCAAACAGUUACCAAGCUGUCAAAAGGUGAUUUCGAUAAAUCUCUUUGAAAUUAAUUUUAGGUACCAAAAUAAAGUUCUAAAAAUCUGAAAAAAAUCAUAGUGGCUCAGAAAAAGGUGCUCUUUCGUAUAAAAUAAAAAAAUCGAUACAUUUUUCUUAAUUUAAAAACCCAAUUCUUAUGGAUGACUUAAGAAUACCUUAUGAAAAUUGAUCGUGCUUACUAUGACAAAUUUCAUAAGAUAGACUUAUGAAAAGAACAAAAAAAUCUUAAAAUGAUGCAAACUGGAUUCGAUCCAUGAACGUCGGGAUCACCGAGCCCGUGUUUUAUCCACACGGCUACCGACGCUUGAGUAUACCAUGUUGCUAAACAUGAAUAAAAGCCAAGCUGUGAGACGAUUUUACGUCAUAGAGUGACCUUAUGAAAUUCAUCCGAAUCAUUAUGAAUUAUUUAAAGGCCGUUUCAUAAGUUGGGCCUUAUGGAAAUCUUAAGGUUAUUUGGCUGAGUGUGGAAACACACAUUUUUUAAAAUUGCUCGUACGCUCACAUUUUUGCAAAAUAUCAAUAUUUUUCGGUAUUUGAAGGUGGUUUAUAAACCCAGUGAGGUUGCCAUGUCGAAAUUAUUGCAAAAUACAUGCUCAUGUGAGCGUACGAGCAAUUUAAAAAAAAUGUGUGUUUCCAACACAGUCAUGUGCGGCAUGGAUGUUUACUAAAAAUGUGCAGGCCGAACACAUUUUUGAGCGUAGCCGUUUUUGCGUGAAUAUGUCCGACGCUUGUUCUCUGACGUUUGGCUGCACCGUGAGGGCUGUUUAGGCAAAAUCGUGUAAAAUUAAUUGUGUUUCAGCUGAAAUUUAACACAUAAUGACGUAAUUCUAGAUUGAGUUUAAAUAAGGGCGAAAGUAACAUGAGAGAGUUCUCUUCAUCGACUCUCUCUUCUGCAAAUUAAAGUGACAAGAUGCAAAUUCAAUCGAACAUUUUUACACUUAGACGCUAGAUUGCAUCGCAACCUAGCGAUUUAUGACCAAAAAGUUCAACAAUACUUGCAUCUUGUCACUUUAAUUUGAAGAAGAGAGAGUCGAUGAAGAGAACUCUCUCAUGUUACUUUCGCCCUUAUUUAAACUCAAUCUAGAAUUGACCAAUCCAAUUUCCUAUGUGGUAGUGGUUUGUGUUCAGAUUUCCCGUGUUAAUCUAUCUGUAAGAACUUUGUAAACAUCUUUUGUUCUCACGUAUAUGGAUAGGCUUGCAUUAGGUUUCGUGAGACAUUUUUUGGACAACUCAAUGUUGAUGGAAUUCAUGAUAUAUAAUAAUAUAUAUUAUCUCAACUGAAUAUGUAACUUUACACGAAUAAUAGCGCAAACUUACAUUUGGGAAGUGAUUACACGAUGCGCUUUUAAGCGUGAAUCGAGAUUAAACUCUGAUUAUUUUUAAAUAUUUUUUUCUGUGAUAAUUAAUUAACCUAUUUUUUUUUUAAUAUAAAAUUUAACGAAAUUAUGGUCUCACUUAUUAACACUGUAUUUAAGUAAUUCAUAACAGAUGGUGAAUGAGUAUAACUAAACUAUGCUAUGAUGUAUUAUCGAUGUAUAGUUUUUCUUCUAUUAGUCUAGCUUAAAAUUCUAUUAGUCUUAGCUUAAAAUCACAAAAAUAUAAUAAUGGAACCAACUUCAUUCGAGGUGUAACAAGUUAUUUACGGGACGUUUUGGAUCAGCGCAUGUUAUGAAUCAAAAUUUGACAGAAGAUGGUGGCGUACGAUCUGAAGCUAAUAUCAAUAUUGUUUCAUUUCUCGUUUCCUUAUAUGGACAAUUCUAACAACAUGUUUGAUUGCAAACAUGUGUCGUCAUGCGUGGCAAAAAUAGUUUUAAUAGUAGAACUUGUUAUUUACUUAUCACUGAUAAAUCAACAAGUAGCAUAACCAAGAGCAUAAGAAUACCAACAUAUGCUCUAAUAACUGAAAUUGUUAUUAUAAUGUUCUCAUAACAUUUUGUAGGAUACCAUCGCAAAAUCAAUUUGAGAUAUUAUAGCAAAGGUUGGUAUUGAUAUGGUAUUAAUUAGGUAUUCCCUUCUGCUCGGGUAACCUAGAAUGUGCAGAAAAAACUUUAUCGAAGACCGCAAAGUAUGAUCUGUGAAUGUGUAAAAUUUAUAUCUUAGGGGCUGUCCAUAAACCACGUGGUCAUGGGGGGGGGUUCGGCCAAUGACCAUUUUGUAUGGAAGAAAAAACAAUUUGUAUGGACUAAUGACCACGCGGAAGUCCCAAAAAAAUGACCACGUGGUUUAUGGACAGCCCCUUAGCUUGUUAGUAUCGUCUUGAUAUUGAUCAGCUCCCAAUGUUAGUGAAGGUACUCAAGCUGUCAACUGAGAAAUCUGAUAUUAUUCAGCUCUGCUUAUACGCUGAACACAACGUCGGAGUAUGUGCCAUCAAUAAGUUUUAAGUCAAUUCAAUGAUGGCUUUGAUAAAAUGCUUGCUUUUCUUAAAAAAUAUCAGGAUUCAGGAACACUUUGACUUACGUCGAUGGAAAGAUCGUGAGAACAUAUACGACGAGAAAGGCACUAUCACCUCUAGGUGGAUUAAUUUGGGUUUUUUUUCCUGGGUUUGUGUAUUUACCGAUGGAAAAUAUUUACACUUUUUGCCAAAAAUCGUUCUGGAAAUUGAUAGCACAACCGGCAUCAUUUCCGUAUUUAAACUUUGGGUGCGGCUACCCCGGGGCUGGGUGACAUCCAGUGGGACGUGUUGUGCAUUAAUGAAUUGUGCUUUACAUGUUAAACCAGUAAGGUGUAAGGCAUGAAAUGGGUCGCAUAGUUCCUAAGAAUUGAUCAGAUUCCGGGCUAAAAAAUGUCGUUGAUAAAGAUAAAAAAAAUCGCCGGGGCCCGUAGCGUAGCGGCUACACGUUCACUUCAUUAGUGGAUGGUCAUGGGUUUGAUCUCAGCCCCGGCACUUGCAAUUUAACUUCAGUUGCUCUAACACCCCCCCCCCCCCCGGAGAGCGCCUGACUCUUGACCCUCUUCUAAGCAUAUGCUCAAACGGACCAGAAAACUUUUAUAGCGGCUAACAGCAACUCAUAAUGGACCCCCAAUCAGACUGGAAAAGUAACAAGAGCCACAACAUCCUCGUUCUCAUCAUUCUACCAUGGGCAAGCUAGAAAGUGACAGCAGCGCAAAGACAACCAGUUCGAUAUAGUAGAAUAAGAAGAGAAUACAUUUAGGCGCUGUACAAAGUGUUAGUGUAGUUGCCAAUUGGAAUUGCUCACGCAGUGCCCUAGUGGACAAAAAGAGCUGUAAAUUAGGUCAAAUGGUUGAAGAAUAAAAAAAAAAGAAGCAAAAAAUCCUCCAGGAGUUUUCAAACGAAUUUUCUCUUUCCCCACACAUUCCACAAAAAAUAAAAAAUAAAUGGAUUGCUAAUACGAUAAUUCGGUUCUACUGAGUAAUACAAUAAGUUACGCCAAUUUUUUUUCAGAAUUCUUCACGGAUUGUUUUGUAAAUGCUUCCAUGAAUUUCUUUAGAAAUUCCUCUACAGUUUCCUUCAGAAAUUUCACCAAGAAUUUUUCCAGAAAACCUUCCAUUCUUAAGGCUAGUUUCCACUUGGUAAAUACUGUGUAAAAAGGAUACGACAUGUAAUGGUCACGUAAAACUUUUGCAAUCGAAAUUACUUAGGCUUUCGCAGUUGACAAGUAUUUUGCACACAGAUCGAAAAGAUAGUUUAAAUUUCUAUGACAUAUAAAGCACAUAAUUGGAGCGUGGGAUAUCACAGAAGUUUACAUGACAUAUUAUGUAAAAGUCAAAAAAUAUCAUGUAAACUUCCAUUAUAUGUCAUGUAAUUCAUCAUGACUCUGUGUGUUUACAUGACAUAUAACAUAAAUUUACAUGAUAUAUCAUGUAAACCAUCAUAACACUAAGUCUACACGACUAAAAUGAAGUUUACAUGACGUGUAAAUCUCAUUAUUUUUAUCUGUGCAGUUGGAAAGAUUGCGCGCUUCUGAGCUGAGAAGUGAGUGUAACUCUUUGCAAGUGAGUGUUCCCAUCCCUGCCCAAGGGAUCUCUGACAGUUUUUCCAGAAGUUGCUAGCAAAUUCCCCCGGAGUUCCUCUUCUCGAUUUCCAUAGAAAGUUCUCUGGGAAGUUCUCCACAAUUUGCUGCAGCUGUUUUACAUGAAUUCAUUCACAAACUGCUCAGGAAUAUCUUCAGGAGUUCCUAAAAAAUCUUCCAGGAGAACUGUUGGACGAAUUUCAAAGGAAUCUCCGAGAAACUGCUGAAGGAAUUCCCGAGAAACGCCCAAGGAACUUCUGAAAGAAUUCCUGAGGAACUCCUGGAGGAACUUCUGAGGGGUUCCUGGAUGAAUUCCCGAGGAACUCCCGAUGACCUCCUGGAGGAAUUCUCGGAGAAUUCUCAGGGAGUUCCUGGAGGGAUUGCCGGAGUACUCCUGCAGGUAUUCUCGGAGAUUUUUUGUAUGAAUUUCCGGAGAAAUACUGGAUAAAUUCCCGGGAAACUACUAAAGGAAUUCCCGGGGAACUCUUAGAGUAAUUCCUGGAGGAAUCCUGGAGAAAUUCGCGGGGAACUUCAGGAAGGAUUUCCUGGGAACUCCAAGUGGAAUUCCUGAGGUACUCCUUUGGAAAUUUCAGGAGGAAUUUCCGGAAAACUUUUUCGUAAAUUCCUGGGGAACUCCUGGGGGUAUUCUCGGAGAAUUUAUGGAGGAAUUCCGGGGGAACUCAUGAAGUAAUUCUCGGAGAACUCCUGGUGGAAUGCCCGGGGAACUAUGGAGGAUUCUUUUAGAAACUUGUGCAAAUAUAUUUAGGGAACUACUGGAUUAGUUGAAUCUUGAACUCCUAAAACCAAUUUAGUGGAAAUCCUGGAGAGUAUUUUGGGAUCAUUUAUGAAGGAAUUACCGUAGAGGAAUUCCUUGGAAAGUCCUGGAGGGGUUUGGCCAAAAAUGCUGGAGGAAUUCUUGUGGAAUUUCUAGAAAUAUCCCGUUUAAUUCUUGGAAAUAUUCCUGGGAAAGCCAUGGAGGUAUUCCCGGUAGUUCUUGUAGGAAUUUCCUAGGAACUCCUAGAGGGGUUCUCGUGGAACUCCUGAAGGACUAUCCGGGGUGCUUCUGAAAGAAGUUCUGUGUAGAUUCUGAAGAAAUUCUCAGGGUUAUUAUGUAGGAAUUUCCGGAAAUCUCUUAUCAAUUAUUGGGAAACUGCUUAAGACAAUUUUAGAAUCAAUUCUCAGAAGUAUCACAGAGGGAAUUCUGGAGGAACUCUAGGAAAAAACCCAGAAAGUGCUUCUGGAAAAAUCUCAAAAGAAACUUUGUCGAAAUUCUUAAAGAAACGACUUGAAAAUUUCCUGAAGGAACUUCUGGAAAAAAUUCAGAAGCAUAGCAAAAAAGCCUGGGGAAUUCCAAAAAGUAAUUAUUUAAGGAGUCCCACAAGGAACUCCUGUAGGAAUUGUCAAUUUUAUUACUGGAUUCUUUCUUCAGAUAUUCUUUACAUCCUUCUUACAUUGGGGUCUCCAGUUAGCUUAGUGGUUGAGGCUGUGAACUGCCAAUCCGAGGACGGCGGGUAGGAUUCGAAUUCUAAUCAGGAAAAUUUUUGCGACUCCCUGGGCAUAGUGUAUCAUUGUAAUUGCCUCACAAUACACAAAUUCAUGCAAUGGCAUACAAAGAAAGCCCUUCAAUUAAUAACUGUGGAAGUGCCCGAAGAACACUUAGUUGAAGAGAGGCAAGUCAAAUUUCAGUGAGAACUUCGAGCCAUAAAGAAGAGGGUGUCUACUACCUGGAAAAACCAGGGAAACCGGGAAUACUCAGGCAAUUUUAUUUAACAGGGAAACACCUGGAAUACUCAGGGAAUAUCUUGAGUGGGAAGGAUAUUCAGGAUCUGCAUGGAUAUCCGUCGAACACAAUGAGGGCUCCUAGACUUAGCAGAUAUUUCCAACAAGCCUACAAUUCCGAUAAGAUGUUGCAAAUUGCACGCGGAUGUAGAUGCACUUGGAAGUAAAAAUCCAUCUAGAAAUUCCACUGCAAGGAUAUUUCCAGAAAUUCCGUCAGGGUUCUUUAGAAAUAUCUCCUGGAAUGCCUCCCAAGAUUUCUCACAAGAUUCCUUCCGUAUUUCUUACACCAUUUUUCUUGGUAUUACUUUUUGAAAUUUUAUUGGAUAGGCAUACUUCCGGAUAUAUUCCAGCCCUUUUUGCAGUCUUCCUGAACUCCGACAGAUUUCUCCUGGAGUUUUUCAUGGGGAUGCUAUCAAAUCUAUUAUCGUUUUUGCUCAAAGAGCCUCUUGUGGGAUAUUUCCCGGAGUUCCUUCUGCGUUUUGCUGAAAGAAAUUUUCGUAGGAUUUGUACCUGAAUUUAUCCCAAAUUCUCUAUAAGAAUUCUUAUAGGGAUAAAUCUUAGAAAGAGACGAACCAGCCAAGGGCUGAAAGUCUCUUAAAUAAAGGCAAAUCAAUCAAUCAAUCAAAUCUUAGAAGUUGUCGCGGAAUUUCUCAAAGAAUAACUCUGAGGAUUUUUUCUUGGAGAUUUUACGUGAUUGAUUCCGGUGUUCUUCUUGGGACUUCUCCAGGAAAUCUUCCAAGACUUUUCUCAGAGUUGCUACAAAAGUUAUGUCUGUGAUUUCCACAAGAGUUCCUCAAAAGAUAUCAUAGGGAGUUUUUCAUGUUUUUUUUUCAGAGUUCCUCCCGAGAUUUCUUCCAAAGUGUUUCAUGUAUUUUUUUUCUACAGGAGUUGCAGGUUUUCACGUAAGAUUCCUUCCCGUUUUUCUGAAUUUACCCUUGACUUUCUCCUGACAUUUUUUUUUCCGGAAUGCCUUCUAGGAUUUCUGCAGGAGCUAUUGCUGAUAUUUCGCAUUGAUUUUAUCCCGUAAUUACUUUCAGGGCCAGGCUUUUUCUCGUAGUUGUACCGGUUUUCUUGCAGUGAUCCACCUGAGAUUAUUUUUACAGAUUUUCUAUGCAAAAUUCUCAGAACUCUUUCCGGGAUCUUUAAGAUUCUGGAUACUUCUUUAGUGUUUUUUUAUAGGUAUUUCCAGAGUUAUAGCGGGGAUUUUUCCACAGGUUUUCGCAACUUCAGAAAAAAAAACCUGAGAAAAAAGAACGAGAAAUACUCAUUCAAAGUCGUGGGAAGGAAAGGGCUAAGGACAUCCAAGAAAGAACUCUGAAAACCUCAUUCUAAUCCUGGGAACAGCCACGGGUGAAAUUCCAUGAGAAAUUCCAAGAAAAUUGUAGGAAGACUAUCGGUAGAAAUCCCCCGAGAUGAACUGUUGCAAAGCUAUCCCGGAAAACCACUUAGUAAAAUUCGUGAAAGAUAUUUGAAUAUUUUUGGAUGGAUAUUAAGGAGGAAUCCAGCGAGAAAUACUGGAAGCGUAUCGGAAAAACUCUGGAACAAAUAUCGGAAGGUACUCCGUGGUAUUCACGUGAAAAACUUCUGCGCAUAUCCAGGAAGGAACUCUGGUAGAAAUCCCAGGAACAACUCUCAGAAAUCUUGCAAGAUCUUUACCUUAUGUUUGGGGAUAUUGUUGUGUAGUUUUCGAAAAAUGUAUAUUUUUAGGAAAAUUUGUGUUAUGUUUUGAAUUAUAAACUUUCAAUAUUCCCCCUGGGAAAACCUGGAAAACACAGGCAAUUUCAUUUUGGGUUAUGAGGGAGCUUCCUACAAUCAUCAUAAAACCAAAAUAAAAGGUAUUAGGUUUUAUUAUGGUUCUAAAAACCUCUACAAGACUAGUUGGCCAUCAACUCGAUUUUAAACAGCACAAAUCUAAAGAAGCAAAUGAUAGUUUGCACUGAAAAGUGGAUCAAUUGUGGGUGGCCACUCGAUCAACUGUCAUUUCGAUCUGUGCUCUUGAAAAAUCAAGGAUGGCUUCCUCAUAUCUUUACUCCAUGGAUUAUUUCAGAAAUUUCACCAGGGAUUCUUUCAGAAAACCAACCAAACAGAUUCCAGAUAUUUUAGAGCGAUUGUUUUUUUUUCCAAAAUAUCGAGGUUUCGAAAAAUCUACAAAAAAUUCUCCAGGGAUUACUUCAAAAAAUCUUCCAAAUAUUCCUACUGAAAUAAUUUUCAGGAAUGUCUGUAGAAGUUCUCCCAGAUAUUAGUUCAGAAAUUUCUCCGGAAAUUUUCUUGUGAACUUCAAUGAAGAACCUUCUAAAGAUUACUUUUAAAUUUCCUUCGAUAAUCGUCCAUUUUCAAUCCCCGUCCUCCUUUAAUCCCAUCCCUCCGCAAAGCAUGACGUAAUUAAUAGACGUUUUCCUUUCAGAAAAAAAAACUCCAGAAAUUCCAUGAUAAUGUAAUCCAUAGAUUCAUUCAGGAACUCCUCGAUCGGUUUCUUCAAAAAUUUAUUCAGCGUUUCUUCAAUGAAUUUCUCCAAUGCUCCAAGCAAGUGUUCCCCCAGAGAUUCCUGCAGAAAUUCAUACAAAGAUGCCUUCAGCAGUUCCUCCGGGUAUUCCUCUAUGCAUUUUCCUGAUAAUUCCUCCAGGAUUCCUUCUAAGGAUACCUUUAAGAAUUUUUACUUAGAUUUUUUCAGGAAAUUAAGAAAAUUUCUCGGAAAUAAUCCCUAGGAUUUCUACAGAUUUUUUUUUUUAAUUUCUCAUGAGAUUUUUAUAUUUUGCUUCACAGAAGUUUAAGAGUUUCUCCAAAGAUUUCUCCAGGGAUAUCCUGUAAACGUCCACGCCUUUUUCCUGGAAUUCUUUUAGAAAAUCCUUAUAUUUUGUAAGAGGCUUCCCCCAGAAAUUAUACUAAAUAUUUCUUGGUAAGUUCUUCUAUGAAUUCCACCAAGGGUUCCUCCAGGAGUUUUUAAGGUAUUCCUCAUGGAAUACCUGCAACUCCUUCAAGGAUUCAUUCGAAAAUUUUCCGGAGAUUCUUUCAGAUAUUUCUCCAAGGCACUCUUUUAAGAAUAUCCUCAGAGAUUUCUACAAGGAUUAGAAAAGAACCCUUCAAGGAUUAUUUUUACGAAUUACUCCACGGAUUCUAACUUAUACUUCUUCAGGAAUUCCCUCAAACAUAUUACCAUAGACAAGGAUUUUUCCAUAAUUGUAAGCAAGGGUUUUCAUCAAAAAAUCUUCCAUUGAUUUUUUUUUUCGGAAAUUCCUCUUAAGUUUUUUUAAAUAAAUUUUCUGUAUUUUUUUUUCGGAAAUUCUCACAAAGGCUCCUGCAGGACCCUUAGAAAAUUUCGUAAAGGAUUACUAAGGAAAUUUCAAGAAAGAACUGCUCCCGCUAUUCCUUCAGAAAUAUUCCUUAACUGGAGCGUCCAUGUUGGAAUGUUGGAAAAGCAAUGGUGGAAGAUUCCAAAAACAGGGACCGAAUUCUAGACCGCCCGAUAGGUAGGAGAUUGUCCGCAUCACGACGGUUGAAAACCGAACGGACUCAAUCUAUACCAAAACUUCCGCAUGACAUUUUUGAGUUUAGCAAAGCCAUCUUGACUAGGAAACCUUGACCGAUUGAACCCUUGAAAAAGGUCCCAUACGGACCGAAACGUCGGGAAAAAUCAUAAAUUAGUGUUUUCGAUUCCCCAAAAGACUGCAAAGCCAACAUUCCGAAUGCAAAAUGUUGGUGUAAGUGGACAAAAAUACUUUAAAAAAAUCUGAAAUCGUCCCUAGAGGAUUUUUUGUAGCAAAUCCGGCUGCAAUUAAAAAAAAAUCUGGAAGAAUUCUUGGUGGAAUUGUUAAACUAUAUUUCUAAAGAAAAUGAAAUUAUCGAAGGAAUCUCUCAAGGACUGCCUCAAAAUCUUGAGAAUGCUCUGCAGUAAUUACAAGAAUUUCUUGAAAUAUUUUUGGAGAAACCAAUCCCGUAGUAAUUUCUGAAAGAAUUCUUGAAGUAUCCCCGGUAAAACUGAUCUUGACUUUCUUGGGCAUAGAGGAAUAUUCGUGCCUACCACACGAUAAAAAAAUACAAAGGAUCAUUUAUAGGAAAUGCUCCCGGUUAAUAACUAUGCAAGUACUUGUAGAACACUGAGCUGAGGAACAGGCUUAAUUUCAAUGGAGACGUUACGUGAAGAAGAAGGAGAAGCAUGUAAUUCAAACUAAGAAAUAGUUACCCAUUUCGAUUACGAUCUAAGUGCCCCCCUAACGGGUUUCCAAAAUCACGUCUUCCAUAACACGCACCAGAACCAUCACUCUUUGCGACUCACAAAAGACCUUUCAACGGACAUUAGCCAUAAACGCCCACCACCACCACCCGAAGUAAGAAGGAUAACGACUCGAGACGACUUUGCUGACUAACAUAUGGUAUCGCAUCGCUCUAGAUAGGGCCUUGCGUGCCAGCCACCUUCCUUCUCCGCGCCCACAAGGAGUCGUUCAGCUUCGUUAAUCGAUGAUUUGGACCCAAUGAAUUAUGCAGAAGCGUUGGUGCCCAUCGAUGGCCUGGCCAUACGCCGGCCGUGUCUCGUCGCCGCCCGUGAGCCAUAUGGAUGGGCCAAAUGUUGUUGUUUCCCUUUGGCACCUUUUCCGAGAGUGUGAUGUGCCGGAUCAUCGAGGGUAUCAUUGGGAGUAAUCGGUGUAAAAUGCUCGACUCGGAAUGGAGUUUUCAACCUUCGUCAUCUAAAAAUAUGCCAUUUUAACUUUGUUAUGAUCUUCUGCUUUAUGAAAUUCAACUAGCUUAAAUACAAUUGACAGUAAUAAAAUAAUCUUUCUCAUCUUUAAAUUUCGGUAACUUUACUAGCUCUCAAUAGUAAUGCUUGAAAAGUUGACAACAAUCUUAUUUUAUUUGGAUGUCAAAUAAUCAUUUUUUUGUUUGUUUAUAUCUAAAAAUCCUGGCUGGAGGUCUUGUUCUAAAAAUCCGUAUUGCGAGACCAUAUUUUGGUAAAAACCCCCAACAGGCGCAAUUGUAGAUAUAGUAGAUUGUCUAUUGCGAACACAAGAGCAAAGUGGGGUCUUGAGCGAAAAAGGUGCACCUCACCCCGAUCUUCCGCGAUAAGCAAAAUUUCGGGCACGUUCUCAAUCUGCGGACGGUAUGGGGCUAUUAUUUUCACAUUUUCACGCUCGCCUCGCAUCACUAUUAUGUACUGUCUUGCGUUGCUGAUGCGAGUUGGACAUCACCCGGAUAAAAAAUUACCAUUCAUUACAUGGUAAAUAUUAUUAACAAAGGACUGGUUUUAUUGUUCACAAUAAAAUACAUAGUAGAUAUAUUGUUACUUUUUACAAUAGAAAUCAAGCCCAUAUAGUUUGUACAAUAAGUGAACAUUAGCUUUAUUAGUGACUAAUUGAUUCGGUUGUUUUUCAAUAGUUCUAUAAUAAUUUAAAGUUACUAUCAGUAAAAAUUAAUUUAAGUUGUUUUUAAAUAGUUGCAAAAGUGCCUGCAAAGUUCUCAUGGACUUUUUAUUAAAAAAGAGUUUAUUUCUCAAUUACACUUAAAAACAAUUCGUAACAAAUAAAUAACAAUAAAUAUUAUUGUUGCUUGGAUCAUGUUUGUAUAAUCAAAUACAAAAUCCCUUGACAUAUUUUUUAUAGUUUUCGUUUUAAAUUUGAGUACAGUAGAUGUUUCGGUUUUCGAAUGUUAUUCGCUAAAACUUCAACGACUGACAGACGUCAAGCCGUGUUGGCAGAGGAAGCUCUCAAUGAAUAACUGAGGAAGUACUUAUAGAAAACUAGCUGAAAAGCAGGUUUAGCCAAGUAAGGAUGUUACGACAAGAAAAAGAUGAACAAUGAUUUUUCUAAUGUUUUCCAAUAAAUUAAAGGAAUCUAGUAAAUAGUAAACUACCAUUGAUAACAAUACAAAUACAAUUAGUUUAAUGGGGUCAAUUGAACCGAUGUUAAAAUAAACAUGCAAUAAUAUUUGUUGUUAUGUUAACAGAUUUCGCCUUUGAAAAACCAAAGAAUUUAUAUUUCUCGGUAACAUUUUUCUCCAGCAUUUACAGAUACUAAUGGCCACAUGAAUUGUGAACGAUGUAUGGUAUGGAUCAUACGACCUGAGGUCUGACUUGCGAUAUUUGGCAGUUAUUUGAAAAGAUUGAAGAUAGAUCUUAUCAACAGCUGCCAAGCAAUACAUACCAGACAGACAUCAGAGUGUUUGAUUCUUAUCAUAAAAUGUGCAUAUCAUUCUGGCGGACGUUAGUGCUCGUAAAUGCUAGAUAUAAAUGUUAACGGGAAAUAUAAAUUCUAUGGAUUUUCAAAAGCGAGAACUGCUUACAAAUAACAACAAAUAUUCUUGUAUUUUUAUUGUAACAACGAUUCAUUUGACGCCAUUCAAUUAAUUGUAUUUGUAUUGUAAGAACAAUGAAAAAACAUUAAGAUAUAUUGUUAUCUUUUGAAAAUUGCCCUAAAAAUGUCUCAUAAAAACACAAUACAUUCUAUUGUUUUUCGCGAAAAAGUGUAUGAAAAUUUUCUCAAAAUUUUAUGGUUAAGAUACAUAACGACCACCAUUUUUUAUUGUAAAAGUGCCAUUUACCAUUCGCCGAAUGGUAUAGAACAAUAGAGGUGAUGGUGAGUGUGUUGUGCAAAUUACAAUACGUUUAAUGGUGAAUAAUUUUCGAAGAAAUGGUGUUGUAACAAUAAAAUUUAUCAUAUUUUUAUGAUAUUUUUUAUCAGGGCAGCAAGAUCGGGGCAGAAAGUGAUCCGAUUGAGUGAUUUCCCAUUUUCCCGGCGGGAAGCUAAAGGAAGAGAACGAUGGUGGGAGAGCGGUCCAUUGGUCAGUGGGAGUGUUAUCGGAAGUGAGCUAUAUCGGCUUCCUGCUAUUCCGAUUGGUAGGAGCCGAUUUGGUGCGAAAGACCGAUUUUCCGGGGACGGAGAAAUGGUGAGUCGUGUUGAGAAGAUUUAAACUUUGUUAACUAAAGGACCGAGUGUGAUAUAAAAAUUGCUAAGCCUAACAGUAGUCACGAACGUGAAUCGAUUUCGUUUUAAACCACACGUUAACGAUGAUUGAAAGGUGAUUAGUUUAUGGAUGUGUAAGCUGGGUUUAAAUUGUCAAUCUCAGCCAAUUGGCUUGCUGUUGUGCGGCAGGAUGGCAAUGUUUUCCAUCUUUGAAUUUUGCUCUAUUUUUGACAAGCUGGUACAGAAAUCAAAGUUGGUAAUUAAAUCCAGUUGAUAUCGAACUUAGAGCAAGCUCAUACUCAUUCCUAAUUGUAUCAGGGUUUAAUUCAGGAGUUUAUGAAAAAAAAUCUGUUGAUAAUCAACUAGUAAAUAGGUCAAGUAUUUCUCUAGAAGUUCUAGUUAAUUCUUGUCGAAGAACUACGUCAUUUGUGUCGAAAUUCCAGGUUGUCCGCUGCCAGUCCGAGCAUAGCAGCAAAGCAUGCCAUGGAAACAGUGAGAAAACUCGACCCACUCGACCCACUGAAGUGCCGCUCCAGCGGAGGAAGGGGAGAAACCUCGACCCGAUUGCUGCUGCUCUCCAUCCGAUGAUGCGUCCGUCACGUCGUCCGAUACAAGAAUGAAUCCCAACCCGAUAGACAGGCUCUUAUAUAUCCCACGAUUGAGAACUGAACCCGUUGCCACGGCACUAACACACGCUCAAAGUUAGCUAUUUGAUGCUUAGUAGGCUGUGGCUUGUUGCUUGCAGUAAAAUUAGGUGCUCGUCGCCCACAUUCACUUUUCCGCGUACCGCUUCUGCGCGCUGCGCGCUGCUUUCUCUCGCGCAUGUGUUUUUUUUUCGUAUCGAGCUCAUACUGAGCAUGGAUCGAAUAUUUUUGUUUUCGUUUUAGGCAAAUUAAAGAAUUAUCGAUUGUGUUGAAGUACAGAAAUUGAUACAUAUCGUUUUAUUUAUUAUUUCCCCGUUAUUCUCUACAAUUUGUUCAACCCUCUAAUACCCAUUUUUUUUAUUUUGAUCUAAAUAUCAUGUUUUGAUAUCUUUAAUCGAUUUAAACAUGUUUUGGAAGGUGAUUCUUUUUAAUUCGCGAUUUUGGUUAUUGUGGUUUUUCUAAUUUUUAUUUUUCAACAUCUCUACACUAUUAUAUUUUUCCCGAGAUUUUUCCUGGAAGCCUAUUUGGGAUUUUUCAAUGGAAAUAUUUUGAGAAUUUAUGAUUAUUAUUGGAAUACAUUUGUUUUGAAUUUUUUCAUAGAAAAUUUUACUAUCCGAGUAAUUUUACAGAAAAUAAUUUUACAGUAUACUCAACUUCUUUAACCGUUAUGUGGCCGGCAGUUUUUUUUGUUUUUUUCUACACCGUGUCUUUUAAAUGAGGGCUGGGUACCCGGGUACCCUGCCGUUUUGUGGCCGGGUUAAUUGAGGAAAAAAAUAAAAUAUAUGAAUUGUUGCGAUUCAAUGCAAAAUAAACAAUGACAUCUAAAGGGUGACCAAAAAAUCACUUUUUCAAUCAUAUAAAAAAAAUGGAAAUAGGCUUUAAAAGACAUCAGAAACCAUUUUGAGAUACACAGAAUAAUUCUAAACAUCAACCAAACCCAACUAACAAUCAUUCAUUUAGCAAGCACUUUCAUGACGAAUUAAUUCAGCAUGACGCUGAAUAACAUUUGGAUAAUUUUAAGAUACAACCUUUCUUCGGGUUUUGUUCAAACAAAUUUGGAGAAAUUAUAAAGCAUAGUGUUAUGUACCAACUGAACUGUUUGUUGUUAAAAGUUUUAUAGAAGUAUAUAUAGGAAAGCUGUUAUUCGAACUCGAGACCCGUCGAUUGCCAGCCGCAUGCCUUCCUAUCUGCGCCAUCCUAGAGAUGAUGAAUUAAAGCACUCUAAUCAAAAUAUAAACUUCCCGUGGUUUAAUAAUGAUAACACUUCGAAUCCUAUUCAGCAGUGGUGAAUUAGCACAGAACUACAGAAUAUUAUGAUUAACAACUGAACAACAAAUUAGUUCAGCUGCUGUUCAGUAAAAAAAACACGUGUUUUUUAACCUGUACUCUGAGUCGAAGUACGAUGUAAUAAAAGCGCUUAUUCGACUUGUGAAAAACACUUGUUCAGAUACAUGUGCUAAUUUGUACAUGAACUUAACAAGAAGCAGAAAAAGGAAUUGUUAUACUAUUUUGUAAAGGAAUAACUGCAAGUCGUCGAAUAGUAAACUUAUUAAACUCUUGAAAAGUGUUUUAACCAUUGUUAUAACCGAUACGAAAGGUUGAAUAUUGGCUACUUUCAAUCGAUAAAUCAUUUGUACAGUAAAUUGUACAGCGUAAUUUUAGUUCAGCUAUCAUUACUAUUAUACAGUAACAAUUCAGCAUGCAUGCUUGUUUGUAACAUGCGACUGUUAGUUGGGAAAAUAAAAAAAUUUGGAUUGCUCAGGAAAGAAACAUACAAAAAUGCUCAAACUAUACCCUGUCUAAAGGCGGGGUUGGAAGAGAGGGUUAAAAGUUCACUAAGAGUUCUCUUAUGAGUAUUAAAAAAAAAUAAAUAAAUACAUAAAUGAAUUUCUGCCAGUCUGUCUGUCUGUCUACUGAACCGAUCGGCGUGAAACUUUGUAUACGGGUACUUUUGAGACCGGGGAAGGUUCUUAGUAUAGUGUGAGAUCCCACCGAUCUUUGGAUAGGGGGUCUCCCAUACAGAUGAAGUUUCGGAGACUUCUCUAGAUUGCUGUAUGACAAAAAAAUACAGUAGGCAGGCAGUACGGCGUUUGCAGGGACAGCUUGUUUAUAAUAAAAAUUCCAAAAACUUUUCGACAUUUGCAUAAUGUUCAACAAUUGGCGAAUCACCCUAGAUGUUAUUUAUAUCACGGAUAUUUUGGUUUACAUCCGAGACCUCCCACUGGGAUUCAUCUGUGAAAAUAUUCAGCAAUUAAACUCGAUAAUUAUCCAUGAAUUUCACAUAGCAUUCCUGAAGAUUUCUUCGUAGGGAUUCAUCCCAAAAUUUCUCCAGGAAAUUCUUCCAGUAUUUCCAGUAUCCAAGAUUCUUCAUGAAAUCCCGUCAAGUAUUCUUUCUAAAACAUCUCCAGGAUUUCCUAAAAGGGAUUCUUUCAGAACUACGUCCUGGUAUUUUCAAAGUACCUAUUUCUCCCGAACAUCUUUCAGAGAUUCCUCUGGAGUUCUUUCAUUGAUUUAUCACGGGAUACCUGUAGGGAUUCCUCCCGGGAUUUCUUUACAAUUGUCUCCUCGAUCAGGAAUUUCUCACAAGAUUCAUUCGGAGAUUCCUCCCGGAAUUUCUUCACUGAUUUCUCUCGGGAUUCUUCUAGAGAUUUGUUGUUGUAUUUUUUUGGGAUCUUUUCCGCGUUUUCCCCCGGGAUUUCUUUUGGGAUUCUUUCCGGGAUUCCUCCAUCCUUCCUGGGGUUUCUAUUGGGGCUUUUCCUGGAAAUCCUUCAAGGAUUCCUUCAGGACUCUGCCAAGUAUUCCUCCAGGGUUUUUUUUUCUGUUAUUUCGUUAGAAAUUCCUCACGGGAUUCAUUUUGGGUUUCUCCAUAGAUUCCUUCGAGAAAAUUUUCUUUGGGGUUCUUUCAUUGAUUCCUCCCGGGAUUUCCUUAGGAAUUACAUCAGGCAUUCCUCUGGGAUUCUAUUUGGGUUUCCUCCUACGAUUCCUUCAGGGAUUCCUUCAGUAUUUCCUCUAUGAAUUUCUUCAUUGAUACCUCCCGAGAUUUCUGCAUUUAUUUUUACCGGAUUUUCCAACGAUUAUUUUAUUCAAUCAUUAUUCCCGGGGUUCCUUCUCACAUUUCUUGAUUGAUUCCUCCCAGAAUUUCUUCAGAAGCACCUCCCGGGACUCCUUCCAGCACUAUUCUUUCAGAUAUUCCUCCUGAUCUUUAAUUAGGGAUUACUCUAGUUUUUUUUUAUUAUUCCCUGGAUUCCUCCAGACAGUCCUCCCAAGAUUGCUUCCUAGAUUUCUCCAGGAAUCUUUAAUGGAUUUCUCCGGCAUUUUUGCGGCAUUUCAGUGACUUUUCCCUUGAUUUCUUCCAACUUUCCUGCAUUGAUCAUUCCUGCAUUUUCUUCUAGGACUUCUUCAGAGAUGGCUCCUUGAUUCUGUCAAGCAUACCUGCAAGAAUUUUUUUUUAUUGGAUUUUCACGCAAGAAACUUUUUGGACUUUCUCUCGGGACUCUUCCACGGAUUAUUCCCGAAAUUGCGCCAGGAAUUUCUCCAAGAUUCUUCCUGGGUUUCCACCCGGGACUCCUUUCGGGAUUUUUUUUUUCAGGAUUCCUUCUGGGAUUCCUUGGGAUUGAUUCUUCCCGGGCUUUCGCCAUUUAUUUUUUUCCCAAUAUCCUCCAGAUUCAUUCAAAGAUUCAUUUGAGGAUUGUGUCCAAGAAUCUUUCAGGUAUUCCUCCUGAUCAUCAAUUAGGGAUUACUUUUGUUUUUUUUUUUAUUUCUCCCUGAAUUCUUUCAGACAUUCCUCCCGAGAUUUCUUCCCUGAUUUCCCCAGGAAUCUUUUAUGGAUUUCUCUGGCAUUUUUGCUGGGAUUCCUUCAGCGACUUCCCCUGGGUUUCUUCCAACAUUCCCGCAUUGAUCAUUCUUGCGUUUUCUUCAGGGAUUUAUCCUAGGACUUCUUCUGAGAUUCUUCCUUGAUUUUGUCAAGCAUUCCUGCAAGAUUUUUUAUUGGAUUUCACCCAAGAAACUUAGGACUUUCUCUCGGGACUCUUCCACGGAUUAUUCCCGAAAUUGCGUCAGGAAUGUUUCUUUCUUCCUGGGUUAUCUCUUAAGAUUGCUUUCGGAAUACUUUCCAGGAUUCCUUCCGGGAUUCCUUCAGGAAUACAUCAAGGGAUUUCUUCAUUUAUUCUUCCCGGGAUUUUUCCAUUUAUUUCUCCCAAAUAUCUUCCAGAUUCAUUCAAGGAUUCAUUUAUGGAUUCUUCCCAAGAAUCUUUCAGGGAUUCCACCGGGAUUCUCUCAGACAUCUCCCAGGAUAUUCAACGGGAGAUUCUUGCAGGGAUUACAACCAGAUUUAUUUGGGGCUUUCGGCCGGGAUUCCUUCACAGCAUCCUUCAGAAUUGUCCCUGCAUUUUCUCCCGGAAUUCCUUCCCGGACUUCUUCUGAGAUUUUUUCGCGGAUUCCUUCCAAAGUUCUUGCAGGAAUUACUACCAGGAGCUCUCUCGGAAUUCAAUAAUUGAUUUUUCCCGAAAGACCUUCAGGGAUUUCUCCUGCCCAAGUAACCAAAAGUUCAGAUAAGAGGGUACUUUAGAAGCUAAGCUGUUGAAGGUUGCUCUUAAGCCUUCUAAGCAGCUUCAUGUUUAAGUAAUUACGGUACUUGAAAGUUCAUAUAAGAAUGUCGGAUAGCUUUCGAAGCCGCUUCUGACGGAACUUCCUCAAAAUGAAUGUGAAAACAAUAAUUUACUUUUCGGAUUCAUCACAACUUGUUGUUUCUUCUAUUAUUGAGGAAACAUGCUCAAACUUACUCUACUUACCUUAUUUACGGCACUCCUAUGUAGGAUUCGAACCGGGACCUCCUACGUGAUAAGCUGCCGCCAUACCGCUGCGCUGCUACAGAUACAUAAUAUGGAUAAGUUAACUUCGCUACUGUACAUUGCACACUUGUCGACAGAGACCUAGAUGUCGACAGAGGAUUGAUUCAAGUCAGACUUCAUCCGCUUUGCACUUCAUCGCAAUUGUGGUGUCGGGGUAGAGUAUAGGGCUCUAACGCAGCGACUCCCGGUUCGAAUCUGGUGGGCGUCAAUUUUUUUUUUCAUUUGCACUUCAUAUUCAUUGAUUUGGUAAAUUAAAUUUAGUUGUCUAUAAGAAAAUUUGCUUAUAAUGAUGUUUUUGCUGAAAUGACAAAAAUAAACCCUUAGAACAUCAAGCUAUUAAAAUGAACUUCAAGGAACUAGAAAGCUCCAACAAAGUUCCGAAUAGCAUCUUCAGCAGCUUUCAAGUUCCACGAAGUUCAGAUAAAGUUCCGAAUGGAACUUCCUGGCUGCUUAAAAGGCUAACAAUGAGCCUUGCUGGAACUUAUGUGCGAAGUUCCAACAAGGCUCUUUGCUAGCCUCUUAAGCCGUUCGUAACUUUAUCUGAACUUUGUGGAACUUGAAAGUGCAUUUUGUUAUGGGAAGCGGUACUUUUGGUUACUUGGGUGGGGUCCUUUUAGACAGUAUCCAUUUAUUACGUAACGCUUAAACCGGCAUUUCUUUGCCCCUCCCUUCAACGUAACGCUUUUUUGUAUCAAAACCUUAAUUUUUUAUGGGUCCGUACACUUGACAGUACUUCCGUAGACCCUUACAGCGUUAAGUAAUUUGUGGACGGCGCCUUGAGUAUUCCUUCAGAGAUUACUUCCUUAAUUCUAUAGGGCAGAUUUCUACAGGCAUUACUUCUUAUCUUUCUUUCAGGUAAUCCUUCUGAGAUUCUUUAAAUGACAUUUCAAUUUUUCUCCUGGGAUUCUUCUAGGGAUUCUUUCAGGAUUCUCUCAGGUACUUCUCUUGAAUAUCUUGGUGAGAUUUCUCCAAGAUUAAUUCAUGGAGUGCUCCCGGCAUUCCUUUAAUGUUUUCUGUUGGGUUUCUUUCAGGGAUUCCUCUCAGGAAUUUCUCCCGAUUUUCCUUGCCUCUAAGAUAACUCCGUGUGGGGAGAAGUGACUUCGAUAGUGGAAAGAGCUAUGCAUUAAGUAUGGUAAAAUAUGGCGGAGAAUGCAGAUUUUAAUUCUGAGACACUUCUGCUUCUUCGUGGUUCUACGUUCCCACUGGAACUUGACCUGCCUUAUCUUCAACUGAAUGUUCUUUGAGCACUUCCACAGCUAUUAAUUGAAGGGCUUACUUUUUCAAUAUCAGUAUUCUCAAAUAACAAUAUAUAAAACGGAAUAAGAACUGUGAGUGGAACAUAAACUUUGCUAGUAUUAUGGAAAAAAUCAUCAUCAAGAAGUGUCUUGGAAUGCGAUAGAAGAGGUAGUUCCGCAAAAGAUCAUUGGGGAGUCCUAGAGGCUGCAAAACGGUGAGUCGAUAAGGAGAGCGUCCAACAUAGCUCUGUUCCUCACAAGUUCCUACCUCAUGCUUCCACGGGUCAAGCGAUGACAAAGACCCCCAGCUAAGAGUUGUGUGCUUAGCUGGUAGUGCAGCCUGGGCACUGUUGUCCUUCUGACUUCAGCUAGAUUGAGGAGGUACGAUUCCAGCGUUUGUUCACCAAGGAGGUGCGGCUCAAACAGCGUCUGUUCUGGCAUCCAGCGGUUGAGUAAGAAACGCCCAGCUAGAUCAAAGGUGGUAGCCCCAUCAGCGUGGUCGUCCCAGUGUUGGUUGGGACGUUAAACAGAACUGGCACGAUGGCCCUCCGGCGAGACAGGAAUGUUGGCGUAGGCCCAAUAAGCCACCCGUAAAAAUCCCCAUUGCGAAUAACAUAGGAGAAAAUAUGACUCGAUACAAUCGGCAAAGACCCACGCGACGAAAUAAGGACUACGAUUGGAAACUUGGAACAUGGAAUUGCAAGUCACUAGGUUUCGCAGGAUGUGACAUGAUAAUCUACGACGCACUACAUCCUCGCAACUUCGACAUCGUGGCGUUGCAGAAACUUUGUUGGACUGGACAGAAAGUGUGGAAAAGCGGGCAUCGAGCGGCUACCUUCUACCAAAGCUGUGGCACCACUAAUGAACUGGAAACAGGAUUUAUAGUGUUGGGCAAGAUGCGACAACGUGUGAUCGGGUGGCAACCGAUCAACGCAAGGAUGUGUUGAGAGUUAAGGGCCGUUUCUUCAACUACAGCAUCAUCAACGAGCACUGCCCACACGAAGGGAGACCCGAUAACUAGAAAGAAGCGUUCUACGCGCAGUUAGAGCAAACAUACGAUGGUUGCUCGCCGCGUGACGUGAAAAUCGUUGUCGGCGACAUGAACGCGCAGGUAGGAAGGGAGGAAAUGUACAGACCGGUAAUCGGGCGAAACAGCCUGCACGCCGUAUCGAAUGAUAACGGCCAGCGAUGCGUAAACUUUGCAGCCUCCCGUGGUAUGGUAAAUAGUCCGAAGCACCUUCUUCCCCCGCAAAGAUAUCCACAAAGCCACCUGGAGAUCACCCGACCAACAAACAGAAAAUCAAAUCGACCACGUUCUAAUCGACGGUAAAUUCUUCUCGGAUAUAACCAACGUCCGCACAUACCGCAGUUCGAAUAUAGAUUCGGAUCACUACUUAGUCGCUGUAUGCAUGCGCUCAAAACUUUCGACAGUUAUCACCACGCGUCGAAGUCGAACGCCGCGGCUCAACAUCGAGCAACUUCGUAACGUAGAAGUGGCUCAAGACUACGCGCAGCAGCUAGCAGUGGCCCUACCAACGGAAAAGCAGCUUGGCGCAGCUACACUUGAAGAUGGCUGGAAGGACAUCCGAUCCGCCAUAGGUAGUACCUUCGCUACAGAACUAGGCUUCGCGACUCCGAAUCACAGAAAUUACUGGUACGACGGCGAAUGUGAACAGUUGAAAAACGAGAAGAAUGCAGCAUGGGCGAGAAUGCUGCAACACCGUACGAGAGCGAAUGAGGCACGUUACAAACAGGCGCGGAACAGGCAGAACUCAGUCUUCCGGAUGAAGAAACGCCAGCAGGAAGAUCGAGAUCGCGAAGCGAUGGAAGAGCUGUACCACGCUAAGGACACACGAAAGUUCUACGAGAAGCUGAACCGCUCGCGCAGAGGCUUUGUGCCACAAGCCGACAUGUGCCGAGAUAAUAACGGGAAUAUUCUCACGAGCGAGCGUGAGGUGGUCGAGAGGUGGCGGCAGCAUUACGAUGAGCACCUCAAUGGCGACGUUGCAAGUACCGAAGGUGGCGUGGUAACAGAUCUAGGAGUAUGUGCACAGGACGAAAGACUUCCGGCCCCUGACCUUCAAGAGAUUGAGGAGGAGGUUGGCCGGUUGAAAAACAACAAAGCCGCUGGAGCAGAUCAACUACCAAGCGAGCUUCUUACAUACGGUGGAGAAGCACUGGUGAGAGCACUACACUGGGUCAUUACCAAGAUUUGGGAGGAGGAAGUAUUACCGGAGGAAUGGAUGGAAGGUAUCGUGUGUCCCAUCUACAAAAAGGGCGACAAGUUGGAUUGCGGGAACUACCGCGCGAUCACACUACUGAGCGCUGCCUACAAGAUACUCUCUCAAAUUUUAUGCCGCCGUCUAUCACCGAUUGCAAGAGAGUUCGUGGGGCAAUAUCAGGCUGGAUUUAUGGGUGAACGCGCUACAACGGACCAGAUGUUCGCCAUCCGCCAGGUGUUGCAGAAAUGCCGCGAAUACAACGUGCCCACACAUCACUUGUUCAUCGAUUUCAAAUCGGCGUAUGAUACAAUCGAUCGAGAACAGCUAUGGCAGAUUAUGCACGAAUACGGAUUCCCGGAUAAACUGAUACGGUUGAUCAAGGCGACGAUGGAUCGAGUGAUGUGCGUAGUUCGAAUAUCAGGGACACUCUCGAGUCCCUUCGAAUCUCGCAGAGGGUUACGGCAAGGUGAUGGUCUUUCGUGCUUGCUGUUCAACAUUGCUUUGGAGGGUGUAAUAAGAAGAGCGGGGAUAAACACGAGUGGGACGAUUUUCACGAAGUCCGUUCAGCUGCUUGGUUUCGCCGAUGAUAUUGAUAUUAUUGCUCGUAAAUUUGAGACGAUGGCGGAAACGUACAUCCGACUAAAGAGUGAAGCCAGGCGAAUCGGAUUAGUCAUUAAUGUGUCGAAGACAAAGUACAUGAUGGCAAAGGGCUCUAGGGAGGAAUCACCGCGCCCGCCACCCCGAAUUCAUAUCGACGGUGAUGAAAUCGAGGCCGUUGAAGAAUUCGUGUACUUGGGCUCACUGGUGACCGACGACAACGACACCAGCAGAGAAAUUCAGAGGCGCAUUGUGGCAGGAAAUCGUGCCUACUUUGGACUCCGCAGAACUCUACGAUCGAAUAAAGUUCGCCGUAACACGAAGUUAACCAUCUACGAAACGUUGAUUAGACCGGUCGUCCUCUAUGGGCACGAAACAUGGACCCUACGUGCAGAGGACCAACGCGCCCUUGGAGUUUUCGAACGGAAGGUGCUGCGUACCAUCUACGGCGGAGUGCAGAUGGAAGACGGGACUUGGAGAAGGCGAAUGAACCACGAGCUGCAUCAGCUGCUGGGAGAACCAACCAUCGUCCAUACCGCGAAAAUCGGGAGGCUACGGUGGGCGGGUCACGUCAUCAGGAUGUCGGAUAGCAACCCGACUAAAAUGGUUCUCGAGAGUCAUCCGACCGGUACAAGAAGUCGUGGAGCGCAGCGAGCUAGGUGGGUCGACCAAGUGGAGGACGAUCUGCGGACCCUACGCAGAGUGCGGAACUGGAGACAAACUGCCAUGGACCGAGUGGAAUGGAGGCGGCUACUAUGUACAGCAGAGGCCACCCCGGCCUUAGCCUGACCGGUAAGGUAAGUAAGAGUUUUCCUCAUAUGCACCCCAUAUCAGUAGGUCGCACCAUAUGCAACAAAGUUGGUUUUCCUGCUAGCCAUCCACCGACUGAGCUAAGCAAAUCCCCAGAAACGGCUACGCCACCUAAUUUAUUAGCAAUCCAUUCCCGGUCCACCCCUCCGGAAUAGCUUUUACCGUCAUCCACACUUGAUGAUUGCAAUCCACAAUAAUGGAUCACUUGCCUUCUAUGCAGGCAUGCAAAACUGUUCCAUCACCCCCGCCCACGGAUCACUUAGGUAUGCACCCUGUAGGUUCAUGGUGGGCAACACUAACAGGACUAUCAAUUUUCCCAUCAGGUUCAGGUAUUCUGCCGUUCGUUACAUAUCGCUUCCAUUGUAACGAUCGAACCAUAUGCAGAGCGGUCUCCCGUCGCCAUCGUCGAGGAAAGAAACGGCAACUUGUUGUGCAAAUCGCGCAGCUGAUUGGAAUGGGGAUCCCUAAUGGAGCCACCUGGUGUGAUGGUUGGAAUUGGAGGGAGCAGCAACAUUCUCCAAAUUGUGAAGCAUCGUUGUUUACGCGUGUUUUGCGUCCCUGUUUUC
Molecule: messenger RNA, 49235 nt
Organism: Aedes albopictus (Asian tiger mosquito)
Lineage: Eukaryota; Metazoa; Arthropoda; Insecta; Diptera; Culicidae
Product: protein FAM133A
Exons: 3
Coding region: 46450-48648 (732 amino acids)
Biological process (GO): mesoderm morphogenesis
Cellular component (GO): extracellular region
Molecular function (GO): heparin binding; growth factor activity
Source: RefSeq, a predicted model, not a curated record